Molecule: messenger RNA, 79092 nt
Organism: Porites lobata
Lineage: Eukaryota; Metazoa; Cnidaria; Anthozoa; Scleractinia; Poritidae
Source: the annotation of a GenBank genome assembly
GAAUUGAAUUAUAUUUAUUACAAACAGGGGCUUUGUCGAUAUUUAGAAAAACUUUUUCCAGACUUACAAGAAAGAGGAGUUGUUGUAGGAUUUGAUGCAAGACAUAACAGUAAACGGUAAGGAAAUUGUUCAUGUCCUUCUUUGUUAUUACUGGUAUUCCAUGUACAUGUUACAGGUCAAAAUUAAAUUCAGGUUUAAUUUUUUUAAACCUAGGUUGAUUCUCCCAGCUGUAACUCAUAAAUAACUAGACUCACUGACAGGUGACUUGCUGGGCUGUCAUAGAGACCUACAUUGUACACCAGACAGAAAUUAAUCUAUAGUAUGAAAACGAAGAGUUUACUAAAACAGACAGCCAACUGCCCAUUGAUCCCGAUCCACGGGCCUCAUUAAUUGCAAUGAGACUUUAAAUAGACUAUCCUAAUUUGCAGUGUACAGUCUACCUGAAAACGCAUUAUUUUUCUUUCCACAAGAUAAGAAUAUUCAGUUCUAAGAUUUUUCUUUUGUUAUUUUUCUUCAACUUUGCAUUGUGCAACCUAAAAGAGUUUAAAGGUUUCUCACUCGGAUGUUGAUUUCAUUAGGACACACUUUAAACAAUGUAAAUAGAUCAAAAUAUGAUCGAUAAAACAUUUUUUACCGCAAUACUAAUAUGAAUUGCAGAGGUUUCAAUAAGCAACGACGGCUGACGAAACACGUCGGCUACUUUGUUAAUAGAGGGCGAGUACUUUUUUUUUCUAGAAAGAAGAACCAACUAGUUUGAAUAACGUUGUAAACAAAAAAUAUAUCGUAAAAUCUGAAUCAAAACGUAAUUAUGACGUGUUUUCAUAAAGGCCCACUGGUUUUACGUCAUGCUUUAGACAUGUGAAUGCUUUAUUUCAGUCAUUUUUUCUCAAGUUUCUUUAUAGUUAUACGCAGAAUUUGUUUACCUGCAAAAGUACGUAAAUUAGUUUUCAUCAUUUGCUCAUUGCUUGUAGGAAUUGAUUGUGUGACUGAUAAACUGAAAGUUACUUUUUCUUGAAUGAAAAACACGCCCUUUUGUCCCCAAAUUAGUCCACAGAACGCUGAAAAUCGCAUUUUAGGGCUUUGAAAUUUUGACGUACAAAAAAUAUUUGUGCAGGAGAAAAUCGUAUGAAGCAAUUUGUGAGAACAUCAUUUCCCUUUCCCAGACCUCGUGUCUUCCCCCCCAACUCAGGUGUUCGUUUUCCUUCACAGACGACCGAAAACUGAAAGAAACACUGGACGUACCAUAGGCAGCCCAGUAAUUCGGGCUAGGAGACAAAGGAAACUGAGAAUCAACCUAGGUUAAAAAAUGUUAACCUGAUUUUAAUUUUGACCCACAUCAUAAACAACGCAUCAAAUGUUAUCUACGGUGCAUUUGUAUAAUAUUCAGUGAUAAUUAAAAAUACAUUGCAAUAAUUUAGUGGAUAAGUACAAUGUAGUAUAUUCUUUGUGUGGUUGUAGUUUCUGUAAGAAUAAUUGUUGUAACCACUAUUAGUAUUACCUGUGUUUCUUUGAGUUUUGGUUGGUGCAUGACACUGGUAGUCUGCUCAUUGCAGACAGCAGACUGCCAACUGUAAAGUGACUGACAUUGAAUAUACCAUAGACUGCCUAUAAGCCUCCCAGUUAUAGGCCCAUCUACGUGUAAACAAAAAUAAUCUUUUUAUAAGCCCCCUGGGUAUUUAAAGUGUAAGCUUCCCUCUAGCUUAUGUGAAAAUGAAUUCGAUCUAUUAUGACAUUUUGAAGCCUACUUAAAAAUGCAAAACUCACAGCUGUAUUUGGAUCAAUACUGUCAUAGCUUUUUGAAGAGCUUUUUCUAGUUCAGUCAUAAGCCCCUCCGUUUAUAAGCCCUCCUAAAACCCUUUACAAAGAUAUAUAAGCCAAGGGCUUAUAAGCGGCAGUUUACAGUGUUCUAAUAAAGUUGACAUCAUUAACAAUAUUACAUCAUACCCAGGCUUCCAGCCUGGGAAUGGCGCUGAUAUUUCCAUACAAAAUUACAUUGGCCUCGUUCCCAAGAUGCUGUUGGCUGUUCAUCACUGAUUCACAUAGACUUGUAUUGCCAUGGCUUCACAUUCCAGGAAGGAUUUGUUGCGUGAAAUUAACAAGUAGCCAGCUAAUACAGCUAGUGCUGUACCUGCCUUUGGGCCUGUUUACGAGGAGGGAGGUUGCUAGGGUUACCCUAGCCAGUGGCUUAAAUAAUAGUCCUUGUUUACAAGCAUAAUUUCACAGUAAGGGUUCACCCAACAGCACAGUCAACUUUACAAGCUUGACUGACAUGUUUCAUCAUGCUUGAUCUUAUACUGUAAAAUGGAAUUAAAAAUUCUCCAUAAUGUCCAAGAUUUGCCAAUGAAUAGAAUCUUGAAUCUGUUUAAUAAGGAGGCCCGAACCUAUUUAUAUGUGUGUUGGUUAUGUUUUUGAAUGGGGUUUUCAGUAAGAACGAUCUAACCAAUUUCUGUGAUUUUGGCAUCCUUUAUAACGAUUGGUGGAACUUUAAGAAAAUGUUAUUUAUUUUCCUGCAGGUAUGAAAACGUUUGAGAUGUCGGCAUACCGUGUGGCACGAAAUUUUUGCGGGUUCUGAUUUUUGCGAUUUUUCCAGCUUCCGCAAAAAUAAGUUCCCGCAAAUAAAAACUACCGCAAACAUUUUUCCUGCAAACAUUUACUCCAAAGUAAAUAUUCUCUAACUUAAAUUCGCUUCACAAAAAUACAGUACUAAGAAAUCGUCUGUUCAAUUACAACUUUUCUGUUUCGUUCAGAAACAAAGUGGUACAAUGAAAUACUGGUUUUACAUAGUAUAGGGCACGCACACCGUAUUAUUGUUUAAAAAUAUGUAUUUCCAUUACAUGUACCGGUACUUAAUGAAAACGAAAAUAUUAUCAAUGUGCAACAAGUAACAACACAACUAGCAUUCGAUUCACUUUACUAAACUAGCGCACGAGUUACACGAGGGACACGAGUUUAAAGUCAGCAAUACUACGCAUGUCCCACCUAACUCGGGCAUAUGCCCCACGUUACACUGCUCCCUGCCUCGUAAGGUCAGAGGUACAAGUAAGAACUUCUAACCCAAGAACGCGUUUACAGCAGCAUUCAGUCUCACCUGCUUGGAGAUUAGAUCAAGAAAUAAGGAGGCGAUUAAUUCGACAAGAAACAUGAUUUACUCGCUUAAGGUUUCUUACUUCCUGCUUUAUCGACCUCGAUACUUUUUAUUUGUCUUUGAAUUGAUUUAGUAGGCGUGUUAGCGACGACCAGAAAUUUUUCUGCGAUCGCAGGCUAUACGCGUGUAUAAAAUUAAUACUCGAAAAUUCAAGGGCCUCGAUUCCAGACAAAUUACGUCAUUGCCAGAUAUCAAAAAAGUGAUUUACACAGAACGUCAUUUCAAUCAUCGCCUAAAAUAAAUCGCAUGCUCAUCACAAGAACCAUUUGUAUACAAUGAAAGUUUACAACACCCAACCAUCGCAAUUUUGCUAAUUAAGAUCCUUUUUUUUCGACCACUCAGUAGUGUUCAGCUGUUCCAAAGUAAUCAACACUUUCAAGCGAUAGAAUUCGUGGACCGACACGUUUCGGAAAAGCUCUAAAUUUAAUCUUUCCUAAGCUUUAUUCGCAAAACGUGCGUGGCUUUGAUCACGCAACGAUCUUAGUCCCAGUUUCCACAGUCUCCGCAAGGAACGCCUGGCACAAUGACCCCCUAUUUGUAUACAAAUUACGGGUGAAAAUUCCCGCGGGGGUACUUCCAGAAAAAUUGGGUGGGGGUGUGCGGCACCCUUCCUGAAAUUUUUUUCAUGGAACUGCUUUAAAGUUUAAGCCAGUGAGCUUAUCGAAUUGCCGAAAAGCGUAUCUUUUCAAGUUGGCAAAUACAUUACCUGGGAAGUAGGUUUCAAAUUAAACGUUUUGACACUAUGCAAAUUUGAGAUUUGUUGUCACGCAACAAAAUGCUGUUCAGCAAAUGUACUGUUGUACGGUGGCCCAGAAGGGUCACACAUGGAAAUUGAAAAUGUUGCUGCAAACUAAAAAUUUUACCUGCAAAUUAAAAAUAGGACAUGCAAAUUAAAAAUUGUACAUGCAAACUAAAAAUAUUACAAACAUGAAACGUGAAUGGGCCGACGGCUGUAAGGCCAGGUCGCACGGCUCGGACCAGGUCCUCAUCACUCAUACUGCGCGCGCAGGACUUUUCACUUUUAAUUUGCAUCGAUAUGUUUUCUAUUUUCAAUUUGCAGCACAAUUUUUAGUUUGCAUGUACAAUUUUUAAUUUGCACGUGUGACCCUUCUGGGCCACCGUACUGUUGUCUUAUUUGGCCGCUGUAAUUUGUUAAAUUGAAGACAACUUUCUUUCAUAAAUCAAGUGUAAAAAAAAGCUAUAAUGAACCAAUCUAUUGAGCUAACAUUAUGUCGUGAUCGUACACCGAGUGACUGUCAUGCGUAUUUGAAUUUUUACCGAUGUUGGAUCCGGGGGCUACUCCCUUAUAUAAGUUAUAUAAGUAUGUGCCACCCCAUCAGUUAGGGUUUUUGCGCCGUUUUGGUCUGAAAACCGGUAUACACUUUGCCCAUUUUGGUCUGGAAUCGGGUUUGGAUUUUGAGGGAACUAUGGGAGUGUAUGAACGUAUUUAUCGAUUCAAUUGCAAAUGAGUAAGAAACAAAGAGAAACAUGCGAAUUCAAAAUGGAUUUGAAUUUUUUUUUGUUGGCGCUCUAAUCUACGUAAUGAUAAAAUAAUUUAUGCCUAAAGGCCAGGCUCCGAAAACGGGUAUGGAUUUUAGAGGUCUGGCACCGGUUGUUCAAAAGUUGGAUAGCGCUAUCCACCAGAUAAAUUACUAUCCCGUGGAUAAGUAUUAGGGAAACCAAUUGCCCUAUCCACUGGAUAGUGUUUUAUCCGCUGGAUAGCGCUAUCCAGCUUUUGAACAACUGGGGCCUGGUCUGAAAGCGGGUGUGGAAAAUUACAUUUUUUGUUCUGAAAUAAGGUCAGGAUUCGGAGAACCGGGCGGCACAGCCCCACAAAGAAUUCCCAAGAGUACCUCCGGUGUUGGAUUUCGUCGGCAAAAGUUGCCGCUACUCGUGACCGAUAACUACACACAUCAAAAGAGCUGACAAAUUUUUUUGGAGAAACUCAUCUCUAGCGAUUUGUAGUAUAUUUGGUUCUUCUCACGUUGGUUUGCCUAUAAUUUCAAAAAAUCAAGGAAAGUGGAAGCGGUUUUCACGUUUUCGCGAACGAAAUGUCAUGAUGAAGUGUAGUGUCAAAUGUCAAUCGCAAAUAAAGUCGAAAACUAAACAGGGUGCUGAUGAGAAGCUAAAAAAAAUCUUCUUGAAAGAAACUUAACCCCAAGUCUAAUGCUAGUUUUCCUCAGUCUUCGAGGUAACGCUUGGGUAAAUUUUAGGUUGGUUUCUCGCUGGAUGUGUCGUCAAUAAUUUGUGCCAAAGAUUGCCUCUUCAAUGAUUCUACACGAUUCUCGUAGCGCGCGAUGAUAAUCACGUAGCGUGCGACGCGAUUCUCGUCACGCAGGAAACGAGACGCGACUGGUAACUUACUUUUGAGCGAUACUGUAGUCUCGGAGCCAGACAGGCUGUCUUUAUUCAUGUCUCGGUCUCACUGGAGUCUGACACAGUUCACGAGAUGCUUCAUUACUUGCUAGAGAAGACUGGCUGAGACAGACGAGCUUAGUGCACCACUCUCUUCACGCUCAUGAGGGGGAUGAGAAAGCUCUUCUGCCGGUAGUAGGAGUGUUUUCCAGCCAUUCCAAUUCAACGUCUCCAGAGUCAGCUGAGGUCCCUUGACUCGGUUGCCGCACAGCUCUCAAGGUUUCCACAGGAGGUGUUUCUUCCACAUGCAUCGGAGUUGCUUCCCGGGAGGGUUUCUCUUGAGUUUCAAGUGGCGUAAAGCAUGGUUUCAAAUAAUUGAGGUGGACCACCUUCCUCUAGCGACAUUUUCCUGGCUUCCUCCUCAAUGCAAUGAGUAACAUCAAACAGGGCCUUCACAACCCUCCAAGGACCACACCAGGGCUUGAAAAAUUUCCUUCUUCUCGUCAUGGCUCUGUUUUUAUACCACACCCUGUCUCCUACAAGGAACCUUUGACCAUGGCACUUGUUGUUUGUAAUAAGCUUUUGAAAUUUCUGCACUGGCUUGAGGUUCUGCCUCGCUAGUUGCUCUGUCUCCUUUAACUGCUGUUUUUGCAGAACAACAUAUUUGGGAUAUUUCUGCACCGACCCUUGCGGAGGUGCCGUUUCGAACCUCAGGAUAGCAUCCGAUGGCAAAAUAGCUUCCCUGCCGAACAUUAGGCGGUAAGGGGUUAAUAGAGUCGAUUCGCGCACACUGGUGUUGUAAGCAAGAACCGCUUUUGGCACAAAAUGCAGCCAGUCACAGCGAUGAUCAGAAAUCAGCUUAGACAGGAUCUUCACCAGAGAUUUGUUCAGUCUCUCCAACUGCCCAUCCACUUGAGGAUGGUAAGGUGUUGUCCUUGUUUUCGCUGCAUCAAUCAACCCGCACAGUCCUUUAAGACAACUCAAUCCACAUUAGCUCCCUGAUCAGAAUGUAAACCCUUGAAACAACUGAUCCGACGUAUGUACUCAUCCAUCACUUUCUCCGCCAGUGUAACAGCCGAGAUGCUUCUUACUGGGAAAGCUUCAGCAAACUUAGUAAAAUGAUUGAAGACCACCAGCAACCACUCAUGACCUUAAGUAGAUCUCGGUUUGGGACCCACAAUGUCUAUUGCGACCCUUUGUUAAGGGUGAUGGGCCUUAAUGUUGAUAAGAGGCCCCUGAGGCUGUUUGGAUGGGUUGUUAACUUCAGCACAUAGGCCGCAUGUCCUAAUGUGAUUCGUUACAUCCUCCUGCAUGCCUUGCCAGUAAAGUCUUCUACGGACGUUUUCUAGAGUCUUUGACACGCCAAGGUGGCCUGCUGAAGGAUCAUCGUGCAAGGGACAAAACUUGUGGCACAAGACUCUCAGGUAUGCAGAUUUGUUGAUACAAUCUUGGCGUGACACUUCAUGUUCCCAACCUCUAUACACCAAACUUCAAAAACAGCCUUCGCCAAUGUGACCAGUACGAUAGCAGUUUGCUCCCCCCUCCAUCCACGUCACCUCUAGGGGUUUGACACCAGUUUUAAGCCAACUCACAACUUGUGAAAGGACAGGAUCCUGGUUCUGAGUCGCACGUAAACUGUCCCUGUUCCAUAUUCACAGACUGAAUCAGGGUAGCAUUUCUCCUAUCCUUAUCUGAUGCAUCCUCAUCUCAGGGAAGACUGGACAGUCCAUCUGCAUUGGCAUGCAACUGACCCGGACGAUGUUCCACCUCAAAAUCAAAGUCACUAAGUCAUUCAAGCCACCUGGCCACCUGGUCACCUGGCAUCUAGGAUUCUUAAAGUUCCUUAGCCAUUGCAAAGCACUAUGGUCAGUCGUGGCCAGAAAAUGUUGAACAUAGAGGAAUGUCUUGAAGUGCUCCGUUGCCCACGCAAGGGCCAAUAGUUCCUUCCAGGUGGUGCUAUAAUUCCUCUUAGCCUUUGAGAGUGCUCGUACAGCAUAUUCUAUUACAUGUUCCAUCCCACUUUGAACCUGAGACAACGCCACCCCUAGCCCACUGUCAUUGGCAUCACUGUCCAGUAUACGGCCAAAGAUAAUAAUGUCAUCUAGAUACACUAGACAGUCUGACCAGCAAAAACCCUUCAAGAUAAGAUGCAUAGCCCUCAUAAAACACGCAGGUGCAUUGGUAAGGCCGAAACUCAGUUUGCGAUCUUGCUCUACUGCAUUGAUCUUCCAAUAACCUCUAAGGAGGUCGAGAUGAGAAAAGGAAAACAUGGAAAAGGGUACAGAUCUCUCUUGGUCACUGAGUUAAGAGCACGGUAGUCCACACAGAAACGUUGAGUGCCAUCAGGUUUAGUCACUAAAACCACCGGAGACGACCAAGGGGAAUCAGACGGCUCUAUAAUUUGUGCUUCAAGCAUUUCAUCCACUUGGAGACGCACCUCCUGCCUUUCGGGAAAGAGGACUUUUCGAGGGGGUACCUGGAUUGGCUGGACAGAGCCUGUGUUGAUGGUAUGUUUCACUCCCUUCCCACGGCCCCUUUGAAAUGCAGUCAGCAUAAGUGGACAACACCUCAUAAUGCCUAAGUUUUUCCUCGUCUGAAACCAAAUUAGUAGGGAACAUCUCUUCCAACGGAAACGUCCACUGUCAACGCCCUCGACAAAAAUGACCCCACAAUGUUUAGCUUCCAACUCAACCUCACCAUCUUCCGCGGGAGCCCUAGAGGGUACCACCUUGUAGCCCACACCCACACUUGUUUCUUCGAAUGAUUCCUCCUCGCUGACCAAUGGGCAGAGAUCUCCUAUACUGCUGUAUCUGUAAAUUUUGAGGGGCUUGAUAAGGCAGUUAAAUACACGAACUGGGAUGUGGCCUUCUUUUACUGACACUGCGGUCCGAAAGGCCCCAGCAGAAUAUCUUUCUGAGAAUUUAUCACUUGGUUCUAGCAAACCCAUAAAUUCCGCUAGGACAUUCAUCCCCUGGACCUCACAGGGUAUGUCCGCGAACAUAUCUGGAAAUAACAUAACAGUGUCAGCCACAGUCAUCCUGUGCACUCUAUCAAGGUCUCCGAAGACCCUCUUGCUAAGUCCCCCCCUAGCCUGUGAACAAGCUCUGUUUGAGGAAAGGGUGAAAAAUCGCGAGGAGUAGGAAGGGAAAGGGUGAGAGCCUGUAGUCAAACAUUUGCAACCGUCGUUCCACGGCACCCGCUGUGCAUCAGAUCCUGAUGCAAGCUCCUAUUGGCGGGAACACUGACUGUUAGCCAUCCUCGGAUACCCAGGGGCAGUCAGUCCAGAGAAAGGGCGCGACGAAAGUUUUCAAGUACGGGCGAAAGAGCCCCUGGGUACCACCGAGCUAUUUCCAAAAUUCAAGCGGAUGCCGGCUCCUGAUUGAGCACAAAAAAUGCUUUGUAUUAUUGUGCCCAAUCGGCGAACAGUUUCUCCUGAGUUCUUUUUGUGAGCUCGUACAUGACGGCUAUUGUUUCGAUCACGGCUUGUCUGGCUCAUGCACCAAAGAAAUGCCGGCAGUCAGGAAACUUUCAGUUUGAUAUAAAAUCCCCAUCUGAUUUCAAAAUACUGUCUACCCGAAAACUAAAGACGCUUUUCCAAAAAUACAAGCUUGUGCUUACAACAGGUAUUCAAGCUUGCAUCGGUCAUGUCUUGCAUAAAUAUUAGGGAAUUUUUAAAAGCUACCAUGAUGGCUGACAAUCACGAAAACGUCGCAUGGAAAAGGGAAUUCACAUUUUUUCAGUUUCUAUCGUGAUUAUUCCAUCACGCUUACUUUGCAAAUGCAAGCGAACUCUUCUGGAGCUGAAUUUCUAUCAACAUAUCCAAGUCCAUGAAGAGAAUGAAUUUUGUCAUUGUUUGUUUACCUCCUUCACAAUACAUGAAAUUAGGCAUUUUCACGGGUAGUCGUGCAGUUGACGGCAAAGAAAUGUACAAAAAAGUGUGAUGCACGUGCAAAGUUGUUGUUUUGCCUUGUCAAGGUAUUGCUUAUUUGACUUUCUCGCGGCCGCCCCAUCUUUAUCUUCCUAUUAUCUACGAUACAUUGUGAUGAAUCAAAAACAGAAUAUUCUCGGGGCAAAUUGAACUGCUCCUGCUGAUAGCAUCCCAAACGUUAUUUUGACUCAUCGCUAGUUCCUUCGUUUGUGGUUAGGAAAGUAGAAAAUAAAAGUUUCCCUUGCUCGCACAACCUUGGUGAACGAACCGGGCAAGUGUGGCAAGACAAUAGCCGUCGUGUACGAACUCACGAAAAGAACUCAGGAGAAACUCUUCGCCGAUUUGGCACAAUAAUACAAAGCAUUUUUUGUGUCCAAUCAGGAGCCGGCAUCCGCUUGAAUGUUUGGAAAUAGCUCGGUUAGAGUCGGUACCCAGGGGCUCUUUCGCCCGUACUUGAAAACUUUCGUCGCGCCCUUCCUCCCGACCCGACUGACUGCCCCUGGGUCUCCGAGGAUGACUGUUAGCAGGGUCGAUUUACAUUGACUACAUUUAAAUAAUGCCUUGUAAACAGGUCUUCUGAACUUAAACAUGGCGUCUUCUGGUGGUUGACUUAUGAGCUUUUUUUAACUACAGCGAAUGUUCUUGCAUCAGAGGGCAAAUCACGCCGACCAGAAAAAAUAACUGCAUAAAAUCCAUAUGCGUGUCACCACAUCUCAGUAUGAAAAAAGCGGCAAAAGUCACAUUUUCUCAGUUAAAACUAGACCCUCCAGAGCAUAAUCUACCCGCCAGAGAAAAAACCCACUGGAAAAAUCAGCAUUUUGGCACGAGGUAAAAGUAUGUGUGUUGCCUACCGACCCCCCUUUUACACGUGAAAUUGAUUACAUUCCAAUGUAUCCAAGUGACAGAUAACAAUCUUGCUGACAGAUGAUCGGCAAUUACAAGACUAGAGGGCGGAAUAGCGGUCCCAAAUGUUUGUCUCCUCGCGACUUUUUCACCCUUUCCCCAAACAGAGAGCAUUUUCACAGGCUAGGUCCCCCUUACUGUAGACAGUGUUAGUGUCAACGUUAAUGAUGCAUUUGUGGGCAGUUAGAAAAUCUACACCAAUUAACAAUUGCUGUGGUAAUCCACGACACACCAGCACCUUACGCUGAGCUCUGAUUCCGCCAGCUGAAUUGUCACCCCUGUUUCUCCAACAACGUUAAGUGGCAUUUUGUUGGUCCCCAAAACAGGCUUUUGUGUGGGGUCGAGUCUGCUUACGUGUGUUACCUUGAUAGUAUAAGUCCUCGCCGAUAAUUGUUGCUUCUGUGCCUGUGUCCAAUAAGGCUUGAGAGUUGAUACCAUAGACUUCACAAGGCCAAUUACCCCCUCUCGAUUUUCGGGCGGGGUCACUUCCGACUGUGCCCCGCCCAUCUUCCGUUUCCCUGGUCGGGACGCACUUGAUGUGGGCAGUCAGGAAUAAAAUGAAUCAGACUACCACACUUAAAACAUGCUCGGGGGCCCUGGCUAGACUCCCCACUUUCUUUCCUACCUUGCCUCCCUUGUGGAAUAUUUUUAAGCUUCUCUAAUAUUUCCACUUGUUGAAAAAGCUCCUUAGCCCACGCUGGGGGUUCUUGGGUUCCCUGUUUGCACUAAAAUUCUCUUGCUCUCCAGAAUUUGAAGACAUUACUUGAGUACUCCCUUUUUUUAGCACUUUUUUAAUUUAUUUAUUCAUUUUAUUUUAUUUGCUACACAAUAAUUACAAAAAAUACGGGAAAAGUAGAAAAAAGGAAGUGGAUUUGUGACAGUUGACGCACAAAUAAGAUCGUGAAAUUACAGAAGAUACACACUUCAUCCAAUCUGAAAUCUUGAUUUUAUAAUUCAAUGAACAAUAAAAUUGGUCUUAAAGGAUGAAAUUACAAAGUGCUUACUUAAAUAAAGAAAUGAAGCGUAAAUAGUUACCUUCGUGAUGUCUUUAAAAAUCACUAGAACAAGGAAACCUUGUUUCUUGAGAUCAGAGUUUACAGAAACUUGCAUCAACUAUCCGCAAAUAAAAAACUUCACCUUUUAGUGACCGUAUUGUGUGGCGCUCUCGCGUGUAACCUAGCUUGCUUUAGAAAGAACUUUUUAGUUAAAUCUAGAAAUUGCUUUAGCGCACUCGUGAAGAAAACAAAACAUCAUCAAAUUUUGGAUGAAAAAUAAGUGGAUUAACUUGUGGAUAAUCGCAGUAGCUACACUCCCACUAAAUUAUUUAUGAUUCUAAAAGGGGACGUAAUGUUAAAUCCUGAAUAAUUUCACUGUGCACAUCAAACAUUGCCAUUGGAACUUGUCUUAGACCACGCCUUCCAACAUGAGGACCACUCUUUGCACUGGUAUUUUGAUGAUAUAAGAAUUUGUGUCAUAUCCCUUUUUUUGAGGAUCCAUGCUUUAUCUUCACAGAACGAAAAAAACCUUGUUGAUCUGUUGAAGUCUCCAAUCGGCAUGAUCUUGCCAAGAGGCCACUUGUUCCGUAGAACUUCUUGAACGAUUACGAUGUUGCCGAUUUUCAGAUUUCUCUUUGGCCGAAACCAUUUUUGUCUCGGAUUCACGCUGAGGAGGUAAUCCUUUCACCACCUACUCCAAAAUUGUUCUGCCAGAAACUGAACCUUUCGCCAUCGUUUCUGAACGUAAACUUCUUCCUUGACGAAAUUUCCCGGAGGUGGAAGAAGUGUCUUGUUCUUCAUGGUGAGUAGAUGAUUUGGAGUUAGAGGCUCUAACUCUUUGGAUCAUUCAGACAUUGAUAGGUCAAUGGUCGGCCGUUGACUAUAGCCAUGACUUCAUACAAGAAGGUGUGCAAUGACUGUGAGGACGUAUCGAUUCUUCCUUUAUAAUCGUUGAGAACAGAAGUCGGUUGAGUAUGAUUGUCCGGAUGAACGAAUGCAUCUGUUCUUCUCAUACUCCUCCCCAGUGACUGGAAUAAGGGACAUUCAUAACGGAUUCGCAGCGAUUGGUCGUCAAAUAUGAUUGGAUCCAACUGUCCAACUGUCCAACUCCUUCAUGGCGUGUGCGAGUUCAUUCUUUGCUCCUACAAAGUUCGAGCCUUGGUCGGACCUUAGCUGUUGGAUGGGUCCUUGAGUAAUAUAUCAAGCAUGAGACGCAGUGUUUCAUCACCAGAUGAAACACUGAGAAGAGAGUUGAAAGUACGACGCGCAGCGGAGUAUUUUUGACGAACUUCAAGGUGUUUCAUCCGUGAUGAAACACUGUGUCGAAUGCUUGAUAUUACUUCUCAAACAAAAUGAUUUUAGAAGGAGAAAUUAAUGAUGCAAAAAUGAGCAGUUUUUCAUUUGAUUUCCAAACGCUCAUUAAACGUUGAUUUCCUUUAUACUUUCUCUAUGAAUUAUUAGUUUGAGAAGUUACUAUGAAGCAUCUUAAGGCAUUGAUGAAGGCAUUGCUUGUCAUUUCCUCCAACUGCUCUGCAUUGCUCGAGAACUCAUGGAAGUAAAUAUCACUGCGUAUCUCUUCAGUUCCUUUCUUCUUUCCUGAUGGUGAAAGGCUCAAGGCAGUCCAUUCCACAGUAUGUAAAAGGUCGGGUAGAUUCCACUCUAUCUUCGGGUAGAUCUUCCAUCUUCUGGCCUUCUGUUGGUCUUCGAAAUUAUGUAACUCAUAGGUCUUGUUUUGACUCGUCGUCUUCGGCUCGAGGCAUCUCAAGUUUGUAACUCUUUGAGGCGCAAAAGAUCAAGUUUCUAGUGUUCCCACCUUGGCUGAACGUCUUCAGGCAGAGGCUUAUCCCAGCUGACACCUCUACAUGUUUCCUGUAGUAUCAGUUCUUUGAGAUCACGCUCAAUUUUCGUUUCGCUUUGCAAUAACAUUCCGGCGGGCAAGGCGAACCGAAAACAGGUAUCAGGCCCAAUUUUAGCGGUAGCCGUUGGGGAGAAUGUAUGAGAACCGCUAAAAUUGGGCCCGAUCUCAGGUUACUCUUCUAGUUUAGGCUCCUUUAGAACGAUGGUAAAACCGAAGCAUAGCUCUCUCAUUUUAGGGUACUGAUUCGAGCACUUUGCGAUCGGUUGCUAUAAAUUUGUGAAGACGAAGGCUACCCUUCUUGCAAAUUUCACAAGCUCCUCGGAUGAGGUCCUUUGCUUGCUCAUUGGACUCAAUGCAGGGUAAUCCGUCAUCUACGUAGAAAUCACGAGUAAUGAACUAUUGCUGAAGGGGAGGGUACGCUUCUUUCCCUUGACUAGCCAUGUAUUUAAACCAUAGCUGGCCCGACCAGGCGAAGAAGUUGCCCCAAACAAAUGCAUUUUCAUUUUGUAUUCCUUGGGCUCUUGCUUUGUUUCACCAUUAGGCCACUAAAGGAAUCAUUGCAAGUAAGAGCUUAAGGAUAUCGUCUGAAUCUGCAGAGUACGCCCGUCAAAUUGUUAUUUAGGUCAGGUCCGUUGAGUAGAUGAUCGUUCAGGUUCCCUCGAAUCUUUAUUUAUUUAACAACAGUAGCAGACUAAUGACAUUAAUUACACUACAGUACAAAAUGCAAAAAUAAAGAAAUUAAUUAAUUAACGUAUUUAUUGAUUAAAAAUAAUCAUAAUACAACAGUAAUAACAAAAUAAAAUAUUCUUAAAGAUCAAAGCUGUUAUUUGAACACAAUACUUUUUUUCUAAAAAGUCUUUAGUUAGUAAGCAGUACACAAAUACAAGAAAGUCGUCUCAAGAGCAUGCAGGUCACCUGGGAACAAAGGCCGUGAAGGUCUUGAAAUCUGGAUAUCUCUUUUGUUCUUUCAUUUCCCUUGUGGCCUCUCUGUUCCAUCGGGAGAUAAGCCAGUCUGGUAACUUGGCAAGUAACUUCUGUUUUUCCAUAUAUUCAUUUAAGAUGGUUAUAGAUCCUUUACUGUUUGCAUUGCACGUUUCUACACUUGUUGAAAAUCAGCGAAUCCUCUGAGGCCUUGAUGAUCCUUAGCACCAAUCUUUGGCCAUCUUUGUAGCUUGUCUCUGUACGCUUUAGUUACUGUAAAUAGGAGACCAAAUCUGUCGUCCAGAAUGCUCCAUGCUUGUUUGUAAGCUUCCGAUCUACAGUCAACUCUCUCCAAGACGGACACCUCUGGGACCGGCUCUAAGUGUCCGUCUUAGAGAGAUGUCCGUCUUAUAAAGAGUCAAAUAAAGGGAAUAAACAAAGGCAGGAACCAACUCUAGGUGUCCGUUUUACAGAGGUGUCCGUCUUAUAGAGGUGUCCCUUAAGAGAGAGUCGACUGUAAACAAAGGCAGGGACCAACUCUAGGUGUCCGUUUUAUAGAGGUGUCCGUCUUAUAGAGGUGUCCGUUAAGAGAGAGUCGACUGUAAUCUGCUUAUUGCUUGCUUGGCAGAUCCACUAACGUAUCGUUUCAAAUAAUACAUCUUGUCGCUUAAUGGUAGGUUUUUUCGGUGUAUAAGAGCAUAUAGAAGUGAUCUUCAGAGUCAAAGGGAGUUGUACCACGUCCGUUGAUGGUAUAAAAUUAUUGACCAAUCAGGUCAAUAACCAGAGUAUACCAUCAACUGACGUGAUACAAGUCACUGUACAUGUGACUCUGAAGAUGAGUUAACUGCACUGGUUGUCGAAACGUCAGUCACUGUCAACAACAGCAUUCCUAUUCAGGACUACGAUAACCCAGGCAUUCAAACUCAACGUACUUAUAAAAUGACUCCUUCUGGGUUCAAACCUUUCACAGUAUAAGAGCAUAGAAGAUAGUUGGCUCGGGUGUUGGGAGGCGACUUAAGCUGAAUAUGUCCACUGCUGCAGUAACAAUGUCGGCGGUUUUAUCAGCGUUUGAUGAUGAGUCUUGAAGUUGAACUCGAUCCCUUUGGAGAUUUCCUGAUCAGGUCUUUUCACCUUCACUAGGGGACUUAUGUAAGUCUUGAAGCUGCUGAGUGGGUUUUGCUACUGAAUUUGAAGUGCUUACGUCCAAUCUUAAAUGCUUGGGCUCCUUCAGCGGAGGUAGGUAUGCUGGGGUUGUCUGAAGUUGUGUCUGAAUAACAGCGGCGCACAAGAGAUUGUCUUUGACGGGAUCCUUCUCAUUUUCGAUCUCUUCGGCUCAUUGGUACGCCUUUAGCUUCGCCUUUGCGAACAAGAGCAAUAUUACGCGUAUUGUUGUCUUCCUACAAAAAGAAAAAUACAUCUAUUAAGUCAUCUGGCUCAUUGAACAGCACAAAGACAAUGACAGCAGCGGAAAAAAGGCACUAAAUCUUAACUCACCUGGCCAUGCAAAAGAACGAGACCCGGACGAAUUUUGGCAGAGUUCAUACAUUCGCUAUGCGAGACGAAUUUCAGAUGCGUCAUGGCAAAUUGGGUAAACAGGUGUAACUGGAAAAACCAGUCUCGCUGGUAUAGUCACAUAAACUUGUUUUUACAGUUUCCCAUAUUUUUCUAUUAGUUUUAUGGAAACUGGUUGCAGUAAAUCCCAAGGGGUUAAAAAACUCUACCAUCAUUGGCAGCUCUUUUUUAAUCCAAUUAAAGCGGUCCCAAAGGAAAUACACGCUUCCUGGAAAAUGAAGAGUGGGUGACCGGGCCCUUCGUGUGGUAGUCUUCAGAUUUAAGAAAUGAGAUGAAAAAAGACUCCAUUGUUGCAUAUGCUACAAAGCCUAGUUUGUUUGAAAGUCUACGAUUAGGUGCAGUUUUGUAAAGAUAAUCUCACUACGGAUCAGAUAUUGGAUCGAAAUGGGCCACUCUUAAAUUUGGAUGCUUCUGCGAGGUCCUCCAGCCGAAUAUUCGUAUUUCAGCAAAGACACUUUUAAUUUGAAAAUGUCUAUUACUUCAUUUAAUUUAAUUUUUUUUUCAAAAAGUGCGUGGCUGUGUGUGUGUGUGUGUGUGUGUGUGUGUGGGGGGGGCUUUUGUUACUGGUUCCCCCAUGCAUGCCGCUCCUCAUGCGUGGGCCCUGUUGUCUAUGGAAAGUUAGAAACUACAGAAAACAAGACGCUGUGCGCUGUGGGAGCAAGAAAUCUGGGGGUAAAACUAGAAAUAGUUGACACUACAGCUGCCCCCGCACUGUAUAUUGUCGGUCGAUAGCAUUCUUGCUCGUUGUGUAGCUCUUUGAAAUAUACCGAUUCAUAAGGAAGAUUUUCACACAUAUUCCAUACAAUAGGUGAGAUAAAUACAGGAAACGCAAGUUUCCAUGUGCAGUUUCAGGUCGAUUUACACAGCUUUGAUCAAAACAUUCUCAGUUUCGGGAAUAGUUUAUUCUCAACCAUAAGAAAAGAUUUAAUAAGAAGUUGAAUUUUUAGCUAUUUUUCUUUCACUUUUUACAUUCAGUUCAUUUCCGGAAAGGAAGCCUUAGAAAUUAAAAGGACGAUUGAUUAAUUCACACUCGCACAUUCUAGUCUUAUUUUAAACUUUAUAGCGGAAGGACAUCUGUGAGCAGGGAAUAAGUCAGCACAGAAUUUGAUUGUCGGCGAAUUUCUGUAAUCGUCCAUCGUUCUGCUAGUGAGAAGCUAGCUGUUGUUCACUCGUCUUGCUUGUUUGAGGCUGAGUCUUAUUCCGGUAAAAGAGAGAGAAAGAGUGUCCGGCAAGGUUUCCAAUGAAACAUUUGUGAACUCGUGUCUGGCAGACUCUCCAAGUGUUUAUAUACACACACAGUUAUACGCACCUUAUAACUUCUUCUGCGUUUAACGAGUGUCGUUAAAAUUUUGGUCCAUAACUUUCACUGAAACAACUGCUCCACAGACUGUCACUGAUAACACGUAACGCAAAAGAGUGUCGAAGUAUGACUGCACAAUAAAUGUCACAAAAUCUAACUAAGCGGUCCCUUAGGGAUGUUCUGUCUUUACGUCAUCCUAACCAUUUCGUAAUUGCGGGCGCAAACAAUAGAAACGUCAUCAUUACCUACCGAUUCCUCGCGGCCCCUGUUCAAGCUUAUGGAGAUUUUUUCUAUAUUGACUGUAUGACUGUAUAUUUCAACUGUAAGUACUUCCUUAAUAUACGCGCGAGUUACUAGAGUGCCUCCUCGGGAUUUCGUCUUCUGGGCGAAAUACCUGCGGGGGCAAUAAUUAUUAUUUGUGACAUUAGAAGCUCCAUUUGAUCGCCUUCCAUGUUUUCAAUGUCCUUGAAACCUACAGUCAAUAUAAGUUGAUCAUUACUCUUGAGAUUCUCAAGUUUUUUUAAAGAAAUUUAUUAAGCAGUUUCUAAAUUUAUAUGAAAGUUGAAGGCCUGAACCAAAUAACUUACAAAAAUGGUAACAGAAGAAUCUGAACGCAGGCUUAUCAAACUCUUCUUUCUCAAAAUCUGCUAAAGCAACCCCCCUCUUUUUUCGCACACAGUGUCAAAUGGAAUUAAACCGCUCAGAGAUGAAACUGCAUUUCCAGAGCUCAUCAGUUUCUUUAGAUAUUAGUUUGCUACUCAGUAUUGUGUUUAUUCACUAUUUUUGUGACUCUUAAAACUUUGUUCCAAAAUAUUUCCAAAACCCUCUCAUAGAAUUUGAAUGUUUAAACUUCAAUUCGCCUUUUUUGAGGCAGCUAUGGGAGGUACAAGCUCCUUAAAGUGAUUUCUAAAAAAAAAAACACUCCAGCUACUGAGGAAUACAGUGGCAAUUGAAAAUGUAACGGUGUCAUUACCUUGCCAUGGCAACUCUGAUAUUAUUGAAACAUGGAUCAGAACAAACUUUCAAUAUCUUUGCUAAUAGUUAAUGCUCGAACUAGGCAGGUAUUCCCCCUAAAAAUAUCAAGUCAAGCCACCUUAAUUUAUACUUUUGCUAGACUUUUGCUAUGGAAUCACAAGCGAACUGGUUACAAACACAGAUGUUAUUCAGCCCUGACUAUACUACUCAGUAAAGAACAGCCAACAGUAUCUUGGGAACAAAGGCAAUAUGAAGAAAAUAUCCACCUCAUUUCCAGGCUACUUCUUCAUUUUCUUAGAAGCCUGGGGAUAAGGUAAUAUUGCUGAUGAUGUCACCUCUAUUAAAAUAUUUUCAGGGUCAGUCAAAUUUUAGUCAAUGCCAUAAAAUAUACAAUAUUUUGCUCUUGAGAGGUAAUGAAAAAAUUGUUUUUUUGAUCUAUUUAUCUAUAUCUAUUUUGUUAUUUUUUUUGUAGGCUUGCUCAAAGGACCAGCACUGUAUUUGCAAAUCAAGGGGUUCCUGUGUAUAUGUUCAGUAGGAUAACUCCCACACCAUUUGUUGUAAGUCCAUAGAUUACAGGUUAUUUGGGUUAGGAUUAACUUUUGCUGUUGAUGUUUGUGGGAAUGCUUGUGCUUUGCACUGUUAUCCUUUGCAGUUUAAUCCUGUUUUUGCUGUUAUUCUGCUUAUUUUAUUGUGCGGUGACCCAGAAGAUUCCUGGGUCCAGUUGUUCGAACGCUGGUUAGCGCUAACCUGGGAUUAAAUUUUAUCCCCGGUUUCUUUUUCUUUUUAUCAAAAUUAAGCGUUCUCUCGGAUAAUUUGCUCUAUUCUUUUUAGAGAAUCCAAUCAUCAAAUUGUAGGCAUAGUGAAUUAAACUGAAUUUGCUUUUUAAGCUCUUGUAGCUGAGUUCAACUUUCGCACUAACCCUGGGUUAUCUUAAGUAGUCUACUAGGGUCAAAGAUAAGCCCCGUUGGUGACUUCCCUUGGACUUCCCGCAUACUAAUUUGGAUUCCCUCGCAAAAAGUGCGUUCCCUUUAUGAAUAUGCAUAACGGUCGAGUCUAUGGCGUCACCCAUUCUUAUAACCUGGGGAAAAAAUGCGUUCCUCCAUACUUAUGAGGGUCUUCCUGCAUACUAAUAAGGAUACUCGACAAAAAUGCCUUCCCGCAUACUAAUUCGGUAUAGGUUUACUAAUGAGCGUCACUCUACUUCAAUAGGAACAAUAGGCUUGCCUAGACUUGCCCGUGAAGUAGCAUGAGCUCGGUUUUCAGACCGUCUAUUAAAAGAGAAAUAGAGAUUCGAUCACCUACCAACGCGAGAAACGGCUUUCUAUAUCUUAUUUAGCGCUAAACGCAGAUAUGUAAACAAAACACAUACAGAAAGUGGAGUUGAAAAGUCUUUAUUUCAAUUUAGUUUACGUCUUCUUUUCAGCGCUAAAACUCGGAUAUAUAAACAAAACACACGCACGUAUACACGAAGUGGAACUGAAAACUCUCUAUUUCAAUUUUGUCUGACUAUUACAGAACCGUUUUCUCCGCUCUAUCUCGAGGAAAUGAAAAACUAUUAAAGUCUCAGCGUUUCACGCACCGUUAGUCAGUUAAUUAUGCGAGUUCGCAAGCCCAAAGUUGAAUACAAAUUAGCUCUACAGGAAAAACCUCAAUGGAGCACCUUGACGUAUUAUUAUAAAACAAAUAACUUGACAAGGAUCAAUUGAUUAAACACGCGACUAAUAAUUGCUAGCAAUAAAAUCAGACAGGAAAUACCGUUUUAAAACACAAAGAGUCAAAUACACAGCGAUUUGAAAGAAAUCUAUUAAAACAGUCAAAGAAACCAAGCUAUCUUUUUUUACCACGUUUCCUUCCUCAAUUUUUUUUAUUCCCUCCUCCACAAUUUUAUUAUUUUCCCUCCUCAUUCUUGAAUUUCCUCGUCCACAAUUUUAAUAUUUUCCCUCAUUUUUUUAUUUUUCCUCCGCCUCCUCAUUUUUAUUGUUUUCCCUCCUCCACGCUUUUGUGUUACCUUUGAAGACAAAACAAGGUCAAGAACUGGUCAAGGCCUUUCAAAAGAUCCUUUCUACUGGUGAAAAACCUACCAAACUGUAGACGGAUCAAGGAACAGAGUUCCUGAAUCGUGUGUUCCAGAAAUUUCUGAGUGACAGCAACAUUGCCUUUUUUACUGUUAACUCUGGGCUCAAAGUCUCAGUGCUUGAGCGUUUUAACCGAACAUUGAAGAAUAAGAUGUACAAAUAUCUCACGGCCAAAAACAUUCUCACCUAUAUCAAUGUAUUACCCCAGUUAGUAUCUUCUUACAAUAACACCUACCACCGAAGUAUUAAAAUGAAACCGAACCAGGUGACUAAAGCGAAUGAAGCUCAAGUGUGGGAUACUUUGUAUGGGGAUGAUGGUCAAAAGCCUGUGCGAUUUGAAUUUCAAGUCCGUGAUCGCGUGAGGAUUAGCAAAGUAAAGAGAAUGUGUGAAAAAUCUUACGUAAUUUCACGCACGAAAUUUUUACUGUUUACGAGCGAAUGGCUCGUCAAGUACCCGUUUAUAAACUAAAAGAUGAUUCAGGUGAAAUCUUAGAUGGAACAUUUUAUGAGCCAGAAUUGCAGAAAAUUAUUAAGAACGAUGAUGUGUACCGCGUCGAAAAGAUUCCAAGGAACAGAAAGCGUAAAGGAGUAGUAGAGUACCCUGUGAGAUGGAAAGGAUACGAAUACCCAAAAUUUGAUUCUUGGGUUCAAGAAAGUGAUAUUCUGAAGUUGUCAUUUAUGCGUUUUUUUGUGUAGUGAAUAAAGGAAAAGGAAAUAAUAAAAUGAAUGGUGUGUGGUUUCUAAUAAAUUAAGAAUACCCAUGCACGUAUCACUGCGUCCACAAUUUCAUUUUCUUGGUAAUCACGUUUUAGCCCUGAGUCUAUUUGAUGCAUUAAGGAAACAAAAGUUAGUUUCUCUGUUUGCCCUGGUUCGCCGAUCUGACCAGAAAUCUUAAAUUCGCGACGUAGCAAAGAUGAACUCGACUUUGUUUUCGCUAACUGACUCAAUAUAUCUUCCACUCCCUGCUGGCGUUGCUGUAAUCUUUCCAAUUAAGGUGUUCUCGGGUACGAGAACCAUACGCUUUGUGUGAUUCAUUUUAGGUAAGAAUCGAACUUAACACACGGAGAAUGGGAGGUAGCAAAACACUUAAAAAAUUUCCUCCGUGUUGUACCAAAGAUUUCUUGUGAGGUAAAGUUUUUUCUUGGCUGGCUUACUGACGGGCACUGAUCCUUUAAGCACGUUUAAAACACCCUCACAAAUGGUUCUUACUAAAGCGUCGUCUGCCACCAUCAAAAUGGCUUUACGCUGAGCUGGGGUACACUUGACAAGCAGCUUCAGAAAAUCGUGGUUCUUUCUCAGUCGCUGUACCAUCCUCAACUGAAGAAAUUUGAUGUGGUUCACGCUCUUUUUACUUUUCUGACGUAAGGGUACUGAGUCUCCCCGGGAAAAAUAUUCGUACGCAUCCGGAAGUCGGGAGGUGUUUCCGGUUUAAGGUCGCAAAAUAAAUAUCCAUAGGGCCUUUUUGUUGCAUCCUCAAACGCUUCUUGCAUGUAUUUGACAUGACUGGGAAACAUUUGUCUUGCUAAAUGAUUGACCUGACUACUAUCACGCGGGCUUUUGAACACCACUAAGUAAUGAGAAUUCCAACUCAUAUCUCUCAGUUCUUUUCCACGAUGAAAAAUGUUUUGGAGAAUAAAGAUCACGCUGAGAUUGCGAUGGUGACAGCCCUCGGUAAACAAAUUAGUCAUUCGCUGAUCAUUGCUAAGUUCGUGCAUUAAGUCAUCAAUGACGACUAAAUUCCGAAUAGAGGGAUUAAUUAGGGUUUCCAGAUCACCAGGCACUCCUUCGAUAAACACAAUGUUCGGAAUCGUUUUAAGCAUCUCAUCGUAGGCUGGUUGUUACAUGCUUUAACACCAGAUGUUAUUUUCCGGGGCACCAUCAAUCAUGUCUUCCCCCCGAUUCAAGUAAACGUUUUACAAGCUGACUUUUCCCACAACAUGUUGGGCCGGCCACAAGCGCGGGGAAAGGAUGUUUCCAUCUCGGAUCCAUGAUCAUAACUGAUUAACUGAAUGGUGCGUACUAUCAUUUAUAGAAAAAUUGUUUUAGGUUCAGCCUCUUUCUCGUAAACACGAACCACAUUGGUGUUUUGUAGUUUAGCAAACUGUAGCCAAUAUUUUCGCUCUGUCUCUGUUAACUCGUGUACUUGAGUUAAAUGAUUUGCCAAUCGAACUAAAAAUUGAGAAUGAAAUCCCGGUAUGGGGCAGUGUUUACAUCUUAGUUUCUUCAUGUUAUCAAGUUAUCAAGUUUGAUUUCAACUGAAUAAAACUAUUUGCGACACGAAAUUUAUUGUUGAUUUUCGAGGGCACUUAGGGCAGAAAGGGCACCUUUUUAGCCCUGUGUUUUCCCAGGAAGCGCGCGAGGAAAGGCACGUGCGUGGCUAGACAGAGAACAAGCCAUUAUUAAAAUUCUCCCAACUUUGUUUAUUUACAAACUAUCUAACAAUGACAAUCUUUCAGAACUUUUUAGGAAACUCUUUCAUAUACAAUGCUAUUUACACUUGAGUGUAGGUAUACACGGUGUUGUUAACUACUCUGAACCCCCGAUUGACCCCAGCACUAUUUUGUUUGGUUAAUAGUACAUUUAAAUAUUUAUCUUUGUUAAUCUCGUUACAUUUCUUGUUAACCCCUUUGCAAGAAAACUUAUCUUUCGCCCCAAAGCAAUGAACACAACCCGAUAAUUCCUUGUCCCUCCCACUCAACCUUAAAAAGACCCAGGGUUCGCUUAUCAUAGGCCUUAUGCUCGGGUGUAUCCGUACGGGGAAACCAGUUACAUUUAUCGGCUUCGAACUCUGCUUUCAAUUUUGGUUUGACUAAACUUUCUACACUCUCCCCAGCAAUAGCGAUAUACGCACUGUCUGUGUCCAUUUCACACAUUUGAAAAUCGCUACGGUCUAAAUACUUGUCCAUGAAAUCAUAAUAAAACGGUAGCAUGCGAAGUUUGGCAUACUGAUACACAAAAAAACCUAGAUUCCGUCUUCAUGACUGAGUCUUUUACACUUUUUGCAAUUAUUAAAGGGUCAUAAAGUGGAUUUCUUGUGUCUUAAGAAACGUGUCUGGUUUUAUCGCGAGCGAUUAUUAGUCGUGUGUUUCAAUUGAUCCUUGUUAAGUUAUUGGUUUCUUUUUGGGUGUUUUUAUAAUAAUGCGUCAAGAUGCUCCCUUGGGGUUUUUACUUCAGAGCUAAUUUGUAUGCAACAGUGAACUUGUGAACUCGCAUAAUUAUCUGACUAACGGCGAGUGAAACGCUGAGACUGUAACAGUUUUUCAUUUCCUCGAGAUAGAAAGGAGAAAACGGUUUUGUAAUAGUCAGACAAAAUUGAAAUAGAGAGUUUUCAGCACCACUUCGUGUAUUAUGUGCGUGUGUUUUGUUUAUAUUUCCGCGUUUUAGCGCUAAAUAAGGAGACGUAAACUAAAUUGAAAUAAAGACCUUUCAACUCCACUUUCUGUGUGUGUUUUGUUUAUAUAUCUGAGUUAAGCGCUAAAUGGUGAUCGCUUCUCUUAUUCCUAUUUCUCUUUUAAUAGACGGUCUGAAAACCGAGCUCAAGUUACUUCACCGGCAAGUCUAGGCAAGCCUAUUGUUCCUAUUGAAGUAGAGUGACGCUCCCCUAGCUUACUUAAUGUAGUGGCCUCAGACAUUCACAAUUUUGCCAUUGCUCAUAAUAUGAGACUUAAUCCAACCCAGUGUAAAGAAAUGCAUAUUAAUUUCCUACGUAACUCUAAUUGUCUCAUUAACCCGCUAAUAAUUGGCGGCAAUGUCAUCAAGCGUGUCAAUACCUAUAAGAUCUUAGGAGUUAUUAUGAACAAUGACCUGAAGUGGAACUGUCAUGUUGAUUACAUUAUUAAGAAAGCUUGUAAGAAGUUAUACUCCCUUAGAGUUCUCCGCAGAGUCAGGGUGAGCCAACCCAACAUCUUGAGGAUAUACCUUAGCACAUUCCGGCCAGUUUUAGAGUAUGCUGUAUCAGUUUGGCAGGACAUCCCUGCUUACCUGUCCGAAGCCAUAGAGCGAGUGCAAAAAAGGGCGCUUAACAUAAUCUACCCCGAGGCAGAGUCAUAUGCUCAUGCCUUACAGUUAGGUAAACUAGAUAGGUUAGAUGAUAGAAGAGUACUCUUGUGCUACAAAUAUAUGGCGAAAAUGAAGUCCCCCAGCCACCCUCUGCACCACCUACUUCCCAGCCCACUUUUGGACGCGCCUAACUACACCUUAAGGCAGAAAACACAAAAGUAUUAUCUUUUCCGGAACAUGCAGGUCUGUAGGACAAAGAGAGUGGAGGACUUCUUUACAUUUAAAUUUUUUAAGUGAUUCAAUUGUUAUUUUCAUUGUUAUAACUGUAAAUUACUACACUAUAGAUAAUAGUUGCCUGAAGAUUGUAAGAUGUACUCGAUAAUUCAGUUCUUUUUACUGCAAGAGAGUUUUAAUAAACUAUUCAUAUUCAUAUUACUAAACCUAAUACCGAAUUAGUAUGCGGGAAGGCAUUUUUGUCGAGUAUCCUUAUUAGUAUGCAGGAAGACCCUCAUUAGUACGGAGGAACGCAUUUUUUCCCCAGGUUAUAAGAAUGGGUAACGUCAUAGACUCGACCGUUAUGCAUAUUAAUAAAGGGAACGCACUUUUUGUGAGGGAAUCCAAAUUAGUAUGCCGGAAGUCCAAGGGAAGUCCAAAAUGAGGCUUAAUUUUGCUGAAGCAUGACUACUAUCUUAACCCAGCUUCGAACAACCCGGCCCUGUUUUAUUUUGUUCAUCAUCCAGAAUUAGCAGUUUGGUUCUACAGCUGUAACAGUGUAUGCUCCUUUAAUCUGCAGCUUUUUUGCUAUGGAGCUUGCUCCAUUGUUAGCAGUCUGUGAUUUGCAAUCUAUUGCACAAAAAUCCCUCAGUGGUGACACAGGCCUGAAAAGGGAGUGAACCUUAUAGUUCAGUUGUUUUUGUUGAAAUAAUAGAGAAUAUUAGUGGUAUGACCACACGAUUCCAUUGAUUUAAAUUAAUUUACUUUCAUAAUUUUUUGAUUGUGUGAUGUUAUGUGUUUCACUUGACUUGUUCGUGCAUCUAUAAAAUAUAUUAGUAAGAGUUAUCGGCCUGAAGUAAGGGGUUAUGUGAUUUAUUUUCCUCGUGCGUUACGCGAGGGGUAUAAAUCACAUAACCACGAGCUAGAAAGGCCGAUAAACGACCCUUAUUUUUACAUUGGCAAGGAUUCCUCGAGGGAUGCAAAAAUAUAUUGACGAAGAAUGCCUCUAUUGUUCAUCUUUUCUUUUUAACCCUCCAUGCUGGCUUUGGUGGCAUUCACGAGUUUGUGGGCUUUUUAAUUAUGUUAGUUUUUCAAAGUCGUAUUUCGAAUUAGUUGUUCUUAGUAAAUGCUAGAAAGAGCCUAAAGAGCCUAGCAUUGUCGAGCGAGAAGUCAGAGUCGUAUAUUACUCAAACAAGAACGCUCUUAGUAGCGUUGAGUCUCGCUUGCUUCGAGCCCGUGGGGCUUGGAAAUAAGUUUUGUUGUCAAAGGCGGUGGUGCUGUUAUGCUACGUUUCCGUUUAUUGAAUACAAAACGAGUGUUAUAUGUCAUAAUCUAAAUACUCAAAACGUAAAAAUUGCAGGGAGAGCAGGCCGCACAUCCGGCUUAGUUUCACACCGGUGUGAAACCUUUGAAAACCUUGUACAUCUUGAUAUUGCUCCAGUGAGGAGAACUCUUUCAGGGAAUUUACACUCAAAAUAUUGAACGAUGAUUUUUAUCAGUAUAAAUAUAUAUAUAGCUUCUAUGUAGCGGAGCAAGAUACGGCGCGGUACAGUUUUUGUUCACAAUAGGAAAAAUGUGUAAGUUUUGCAGAACCUUAUAUAACAGACAGUUAAUUAAGUUUGCGCCUAUUCCUUUUGAAUUUGUUGUUCGUUUUAUAAGAUAUCAAAAUCGCGUGAAAGUAAUUACAUUUUCCAUAGCUGCUUAGUACCUGCCUUUGAUAUCUCCGUACAGUUGAUGUUUACACGAUCUCAGAGUACAUUUUUUUUCGACCACUGAAGUGAUCACUUGUUCUAAAGUAAUCAACGCUUUCAAGCGAUAGAAUUCGUAGACCGGCCUGUUCCGGAAAAGCUCGAUAUGGGAUUUCUAUUCUGUGGACACGAAGUGCUGCAAGUCGAGUGCAUGUUACUCAAGUACAAAGCUACCCGUAUAAACACAUCCGUGACACAUACGUAACGUCAGACGGGUAGCUGGAGUUGCUUCUAGUUGGAGUCGAAGGAUAAAGCAUUGAUAUCUCAUGUAUUUAUUAAGUGCAACGCGACGUCACAUCUUAACAACUACGAAAAUCUAUCAAUUACAUACAUACAACAAAGUGAAUCUUUUUAACCGUAGGGUUCCAGUAAUUGCGACAAUAUUCUGAGAAACGUAACGCCUCAAUACACCACAAUAAUAUUUUAUCAUCCAACUAGGAGUAUUUACUUUUUAAUACACUGGCAUAAUUACACGAAAAUCAAGGGCCUCAACUGGCGGAAAAUUACAUCAUUGCUAAAACCGUGUUCAACUUACAUGCAGUCAUCGCCGAAAAUAAACCGCAUGCUCAUCACGAGAUCAUUUGCAUAAAACGAAGGUCGUCACGAUUCUUAUCCCUAGUUUCCACGGUCUCCGCUAGAAACGCGUGGCCUACAAUCUAGGGAAGACCGACGGAAAAAAAAAAUGAGUCUCGCUCUGCUAAAGCAAGCUCGACUAAUAAGCGCGUACAACUCCAUGCGUAGAACAAACCGACAUUUACCGUCGCCUGUACAAUAAUAAUACUGAUGUACAAAAUAUCAAAUUGUUCGUUACAAGUAUCCAACAUCAUAAAAAAGGAAAAGAGUUAAACUUACGAUGAUUUGCUUGUUCUUUUUAACUUCAUCAUCGAAGUUCUGCUCAUGAAGAUUCUUGCUUUUUCAACAUCUGAUGUAUUCACUUCUUUCAAAGUUUUCAACGCUUUCAAACGAUAUAAUUCGUGGAACGACCCAUUCCGAAAACGCUCGACAUCUUUUAGUGUGGGUCUACCACGAAUGGUGUGUGGAUUUGUAAGCGGCAUCACCGUAUAAUCCGUUAAUCCUUCCAAAUUUUUCUUCUCAAAACAUAGCAUUCUGAAAAUUGUACGUUGUUUUCGAAGCGGGCGUCGACGCAUCGUGUCGAUUCUCAUCCCCAGAUUCUGCGCCGCCAUGACCCCCUACACGUGUUUACAAAACUACGUUCAGUUAUGUUUAAUUUUUCGCAAGUGAAUACAUAACCAAAUUACGAUAAGAUCGCUCGGGAUACAUUGCAGCACGUGAUCAAAGCAUGUUGGAAAGUGGCGUGACAGAAGGCGGGAAAAACACUGCUAGGCCCAACAGGAGGGCAUUUUGCGUGCGCAUGCGUGCAACCGCUGUACAAAGGGGGUGUGAUUGCGGUAAUCAAAAUGGCGCGGGAAAUUCAAAUUGUACUUUUCAUGUUCGUUUUGGUGUCAUUUCUUAUUGUAAGUUUCACUAUACAAGGAAAUCGUGCUGCAGAAAAGUGCGCAGUGUGUGGAAAGACUAUUGUUGGAGAGGACGGAAGGCCUGCUUCUGGUUAUAAGAAAGAUUUUCUAUCUUGCUUCGGCAUCGAUGCGAACACUGACGGGAAAAUAUGUGGACAGUGCAGGAAAGCCGUAACAGACCACCGAAAAUCGGGUCAAAAGUUUUUUUUCAUGUAAGUACGAUAAAUUUCAGAUCGUAUCGUACAUAAAAUGUAAUCGUCUCAAAAUGAAACAUUUCCAAUUACAGCUAGUCGGAAAGUUCGCUCGAGGAAGGGGAAGGCCGCCGCGCAAGAAAGAAUUUCCCCCAAAAUGUGCCGUUUUGGGUCUUACCCAAGGCGAUGGAAAGAAAUUAACGUCAACAGCAACGCAAACAGUGGAACGAGUUGCUGAUGCUGUCGACAUUAGUUCCCGUGGCAUGUUAGAUUUAAGUGAGUGGGAGGUAGAAGAAACGUGUUUUGGGGAUCUCCUUCGUGGUCCCCUCGGCGAUACCCUAAUGCCAGCAGGGCUAUUUGAAGAAGUAACGGACCACAUGAAGCAGCUAUCAAAACGUAAGACUCACAAUAGUUUAUAAUCUUCUCUUUUAUUAGGGAGGGAAGGGGAGAAAUAUCACAACUGCCCCUAGAAGCACACGAAACAAUAUUUUAUUAUCAUCUUACAGGGUGCGACUUAAAAAAAGAAAUUCAGCUACUGAAGGAGAGGAUGUAUCAAGAGUUUACUUUGCGCAGGAGGCCUCCAAUCCACGAUCCUAAAGAGUUUCAAAUCUUCUGUCGUUCAGCCGGAGCCCCCACCAUUUUCGAUACAAUAUUAAACGCAAUGACGGACCUAAGACAUUCACAGUUAAGACUAGGCACCAACGAAAAACGAACUGUUGCCAUCAUUUACAAGCUAUGUUACGGACUUAGCCAGGUUUGCAACUGGUUGCAAACCGACCAUGCAUUGUUUCUAAAAGACUCAAAUCUAAACCAAAGAGGCUUAGAAGCCCAAAGAGAAAUGGGAAAAUCCUGUUGCCGGAGAAGAGUCAACAUUCUACAUGCAGAACUUGCAGAAAGUAACACAAAUAUGAUAGGAGAACUGAUUUCGGAAGCUAUUAAAGAACAAUGGCAACUGGUGUUAAUCAUUGACGAUUACACUUCAAUACACAGCAAACGACGUCCAAAAACCGAUCAACUAUGCCAUCCCAAAAGUAUGUGCACAAUAGUAGUUAAAGUGUUUAAAAAUGUCGAGGCAAUUCCGAGAUGUUCAGCAACAACAUAUCGUAAUGUAGACGGCAUAGACAUUACCUCUUGUGUCAAGACUUUGUCAAGUUCAUCCUCAAUGUACAAACUGGCCUUUACCUAUUCAUCUGCAAUGCCUGCCUGGAUACGUAACACGUUCUUCAAUCCAGAACUCGAAAGGCACAGACUUGCCGUGCAUGAAUAUAAUGAGAAUGACUCUGUGAGGACGAUGAGGCAGAUGACAGACGUUCAUUUACUGCAAUUCAUUGAGCUUACUCUUAAAAGCAAGAAGGACUUUUCGGCCGCAUAUGACAUUGUUCUGAGUACAAGAAUGGCUGACUACUUAAAAAAAUUUCUUGUAAUUCAGCCUGGAGACUGGCCUGCGCAGUUUUACAGUAGACAGAUUAUUUACGAAACGCUGCAAAAAUACUAUCGAUCCUCCCCCGAUACACUUCAUGGUACACCCAUUCCUACGGAUCAUGAAUAUACAACACCAUUUAAUUCUGGAUAUCGUCAGUGGGCAACCGCCGAAGAAAGUCCUGCACACAUCAAUAGUCAGCCUGCCAUCUUAUCUCUUAUUCCAUGUAUAGGUCCUCUUCACAUCUCUCUGAACGGCAGAGAAACAGUAUUUAAAGAUUUUGUGGGCUUCUUUGAAAAUAUUUAUUCUUUUUCCCAGAAGCAAGUUGCCAAAAACUCCCAGGCCAUGGCGCAUUAGUCUUAUUCUUAAAGUCGUUUAUGGAGGCUGGCUGUUUAUCAGGGAAGCUGUGAAAGAAAAAUUCAAAGUUUGUAAAGACAUAGAGUACAUGACAUUGCUAAACUUGUUAGACAAUUACAUACCACUUGUUCUGACAAUUUACAGCACAUCGUUCAAGCUAAACAACUUCUUUGAAUACUUCAUACGAAUAUGGACUAUGUUCAUGUGUCUCGAGCGGCAUCAUUAUGACAAGGCUCCUCUUGUGUGGAUAGCGAUGUGUACUUACUGGGGGAUAAAUAACCCUGACCUAUAUCUCAUGCUUCGUUUGUUUUAGUUAUUUUUGAUGAGUACCCUGUGGAAAAUGCCCAUAGCAUCAUUAGAUCAAAGACAAGUGACAGUGACACAAUUGAACAGAUGCAGCAGAAAGCAAAGGGUUCAUUUCAAUCAAAAGCAGCGCAGCAUUCAUUUAAAUCUUAUUUUUCCCCUCCUUCUAGCUUUACCUUCAGUGCUAACCAGCUGAAAUAUCUAAAAAUGAAGUGUGCAGCAUUAAUUUCUUCAAUAUUCAUAAAGAUAGCCCAGAAUCCGGGAAAAGGGGAAUUCAGAGGCAAGGGGAAAAACCUGAGGGUGGUUUUGCCAAGAAUCUUUGGACCAGACCCUGUUAAAACCAAAAUACUUCCUCUAGGCUAUUGCUCUGAGAUUAAGCCUGAUCCCGACAAGAUAUGCGACAUGCCAGGUUGUACUGUAACAAAUGAUGCUGAGUGGGUUCUCCUUGAAGGAUGUUCUCACUCAUUUCACCUCACUUGCCUCUCAGAAAUCCAACACUGCCCACUGUGCCAAAAAUUUGUACAGCAAAAAGCAGAUAGCCUGGGAACCACAGCAAAGAAUGCAAUCCUCAACCCCAAAAACAGAAACACAGAGAAAAACAAAGGCAGUGAUUCAGUAACACCACAAGAUGAAUCUAACUUGCUUGACACAUCAAAGGAACCUACAUGUAAUGUACCUAACAGUGAAAUAAAGGAUUUGGAUGCCAAUAUUACUUACUUGAUCAAUCAAAUAUCUACCUUAUCACCUAUUGCCCCUCCAUCACAAAGGAAACACUCUAAACAACAGCAACCCACUACAGUUACUAAACCACCCCACUGUAAGAAGUGCGGCCAUCUAGUCAAAGGGCAUAAAAGACCAAAAGGAAAUCAAGUUAAGUGUGAGCAGUGUCCUGGGGGUAUAUGUACAUCUACUGAUGCUGAUAGACGCAAUUGUAACUGUGAGUGGCACAGUACAGACACAUCGCAACAACUUCACUCAAUCACUAACCAGCAAGUGUUACAAACACCCACUAAUCAACUAGCACUUCACGUCACACUCCAUGGCAGUGUUAAAGAAUGGUUAUUACCACCUCAAAUUUGUCAGUCUAUGAUUUUUGGUGUUCGAAUAGGAAGUAAUGCAUGUACCAUCAUAGCAACAAUUGGGGCAAGCAAAUUCCUUUCUGGAGAGCUAAUAAUACCUACAAAGGAUGAAAACGUUCUCCGAACUGUGUCAGCAUUUGCUGGUAUCAUCAAGUGUGGUAACAUUAUGUACAGGCAAAUCAACUUAUCACCAAGCCAAGUUAACCUUGACGUCAGAGAAGCUAUAGCCACAAGGAGUGACCAGUUCUCCUUAAUGAUCACAGAAGACAUUGGCAUAUUUUCAACUGAAUUUCUACAAAGCAAAAUGCAGGAAAUUGUUCAGAUAUCAGAGGACACAUGUACAAUAUUAAUUGUUCCACCCGACAAGUCUAUACUUAUUUGCUUUGACCAUACACAGAGAAUAAUGGCUUUAUUUGAGAGUCAUAAACACCAAGGAUAUGGUGGUCUGAUUGCUGUAGGGUGUUAUGAUGAUAUCAGAAGAUUUAUUAUGUAUAUUGAGCACAUGGUUGCUCGGGACUGGCAGACCAGAAUUCCUGGUACAAAUAUGACUGUUCUCAAGACAAGAAGUGUAAAUUUAUAACUAUCCAUUGACAUCAAGUAAUGGCAAAUUGCAGUUGAAAAACGAUUUUUUGGCCCCAUAAGAAAUAUAUUUCUGAAAAAUACAUUAAUCGCUGGUUAAUUUAACACCAUAUUUAAUUUGGGGAGAAAGGCUAGAUUUUGAGUUUUGCAGCCAAAUACUAUGUAAAUUACUGUAAUAAAUUAUAAAGGAAUAGUGUACCAGCAGAAAGCAUUAAAAAAUUUCACAUUUGAGGUUGAUUGCACUCAUUUUUUCCCCUUGCUAUUAAGAAAGAGUGAUAAUAUCAUAGUGUGAAGCUUUCAGGGGGAAUGCUCGAUUUUGUAAACAAAACCACAUUUGAACAUUUUGUGAAUAAAAUACCCUCCAGCAAUGUACGAUGAAAGAAACUACAAAUUACCACACCCAGCGAUUUUUCUGAGUUUUAAUUAUUGUGCCCAGCUAUCGUUGAGGUACUCCAGAAUACAUUAAGCAUCAGUAAACGCUGGGGAGAAAGGCUGGAUUUGGAGAUAACUUAAUCCAGAAACCCGUGAAAUAGUAAUUUUUGCUGGAAAACACAAAAAUCAACUACGUUUCGUUUAAAAUAUAAAUGUUUGAUCACAUCCGUAUGUACUAAAAAAUGUCGUAUCACAUGUAGCUACUCACUUGCUGCAGUGCUUUGACGGUUUAACUUCUUCUACAGUUUCAAAGAAAGGCUUGACAUUCAAGCUCGUAGCAAUACUUCGUCGCCAUAUUGUCCUCGUUGAAUGUUCCACACAGAAAAUAUCCAAGCUAAUAGACGGCAUUUGUGUUCUUAUAAGUACCGAGUCGACUGUUUUGAUUCGCUCCGCUUAAGCGUAUUCUUUUGUUGCUGUUGAGUACGUUGAAGUGAAAGUUCAGAAAUAUAAUACUUAAUGUCAGGUCCCUCGGGAAACCAGUUAGUUUUGCUUUCCCGAGAGUCCUGAUGUUUUCCGAGACGAACUGACAUUAAGUGUAUAAUAUGCAAUGGGGAUAAGUCACUUAUCUCCCUUGCAUAUUAAUACAUAAUCUCCUCGCAUUUUAAUUAGCUGUUCAUUAGCCCCUCUCUUUCCUUCAAGCAAUCAAAACCACACCCAGCUUUUCAGACGGUUGAUUCGGGGGUUAUGUAACAUACUUCCCCCGUAAAGAACACAGGAAUCCGAGCUUAUGUAAAAAUAAUAAUAGUCAAACUGUAGUGUGAAUCAUGCAUUAAGUGAAAAAUUUUUUUUCUCCUUGACAAAAAUUUGGUUUUGCCAGGUCUUGUGUUUUAAUCUCUUUGUUGUACAUAUGCAUGUAUCAAUCAUUCAAGUGCAUUGUGUUGAUCAGGUGUAUAACAUCAAUGCACCGUUAUUUUUACUUCUUUGAUUCCUACUUUGUUGUUUUUAUUUUAUAGCCAUACAGUGUGUUAAGGUAUAGAUGUGCAUGUGGAAUUAUGAUCACUGCCUCCCACAACCCAAAAGAUGACAAUGGUUAUAAGGUACAAAAUAGAAACCAAUGGUUAAACAUUUCUGGAAACGCAUCGCUCUGUCUGACCAUAGCAGAGCGUGACUUUAAUGGGCUAAAUAAACAACACUUUUUGAAUCACAAGUCCAUUUUGAUUGAAUGGUGUUAUUUUUGCCAAACUGGAAUGAAAAAACUGAUGCAACGAGGAAAUUGCUACAAUGGUCACAUCUUCUCUUUUUUUACAUUUGAAACAUUUCUUGAGUACAACGGUCUCUUCCUCGCUGGUGUUUUUUUUUAAUAGCGGAGCUCCACCGCGCGCGAGGCACUCGUGAGCUGAGCCCCCUAGCUAAGAAAAUUUGGUUAUCUAUCCAUCUGAGAAAAUUUGGUAGUCACAUGACCCUAUGCCCAUCCACCCGUACAGGCAGCCAAUGGAGUCUGUCUAGUGUAGAUCUUGAAUUUCGUUUACGACAAAAAACUUCGAAAGAUAUAUUUUUCAGGAUGUGCCUUUAACUUGGUCACGUUUUUUGUCAUGCUCCGGUCGCCAGUUGUUUGAAAGGUAGCCUGCGAACGGCAGACGUUUCUCCUCGCUCAUCGCCGCUGGGGGACGUUUCGCGAGGAGGAACGUCUUCGCCUCAGCGACAGAAAUUCCCUACUGAUGACGUAAAUCAAUGUUUACAUAAUAAAUCCGGUAGUCAUGGGGUUCCAAAUGCAAAUGUGUUCAAUUUUAGGUUUCUCCUGGUCGAUUUUGGUAAAGUGUUAUGUUCAUCUGUGAAUGAGCUCCAGCAAAACUCAAAUGCUUCUAGAGAAGACUAUAUUCCACAAAUAUUGGCUGCUUUGUUAGAGAUUCAUCGCGUUUACGUUUGACCUUUGCGGCCUUUUGUCUUUUGUCUGUCAUUCGUAAACAGUAGCUAAAACAAUGAAAGUAGUCUGUCGACCAAUUAGCGCUUCUGACUGGAUUCCGGACAGAUUUUGCGUCAUCAGUAUGGAAUUCCUGUCGCUGAGUCGCAGACGUUCCUCCUCGCGAAACGUCCCCCAGCAGCGAUGAGCGAGGAGAAACGUCUGCCAUUCGCAGGCUAUUUGAAAGGCGGAUAGCGUAAUCCACUGGAUAAAUCACUACCCACUGGAUAGCGCAAUUGUCUUCUCUAAUACUUAUCCGAUGGAUAGCACCAUCCAUCUUUUGAACAACGGGGCCCAGGAGUUUAAAUCUUGUCGACCAGAUUGGUCAAAGUUUUGACAGGUGAAGCCAUGCGUAAAACUUAAUUUAUAAUUCAAUACUGGUAGCCAAAAUGGUUAAAUAAGUAAUUCGCUGUCCUAGGUUUCACAUCAAAAGAAACAAAUGGAUACUGUGAUUCGUAAAAUUUAAUGUAAAGGCUAAUUUACAUAUAAGUGUUCGUCCGGGGCCCGAUAGAACGGUAGAAAGCUGAAAACUUAAUAAAGUUUUUACGGCGAACACAAAAGUCGGCCCGAUUUUUAUUUUAGGUCUUUCCUUUAGACAGAAAUAUUGACUCUAAAAAUCACAACAAGAAAUUGGCUGCUACCAAAGAGUAUCGUGCAUUAAGGUCUCGGUAAAUGAAAAUUUUAGUACAUUGCUCGAUUUUGUUUUUUUUUAUUUUUGGCAUGAGUGGGUCCUAAAUUUUAUUUUGGCAGAAAAAGAAAACCAGAAAGUGCUUUUUAACCCUUCUAAAAUGAGCCUUUUCUGAGCUAACCAGCCAAGCGUGGACCUCGCGCUAAAUCUUUAGAGCUGAUUUUCUCGCACUCUAUUUUAGGCGCAAAAAUCAAAAUUCUCCGACCUCCAGUCGAGACAGGUUUUAAGCUAUCGCUUUGAAACUUUCAGAUAUGAUGGAUAAUGAUAUAGACUCAAAAAGGGUGUGAGGAAUUUUCCGAUUUCACUUUGUAACUCAUUUUAUGUCAGUUUCUUUGCGUAAAUCGCGCUCGAGAUUCGACUUUUUAGUUUGAAAUGCAAUAAUUCCGCUAAUACGAAACAUAUGCAAAUUUCCUCACACCCUUUUUUAGGUCUUUUAUCUGUCAAUCAGAUGAAAUAAAAAGGAAGUGAAUAUUUAAUAACGCGGAAGGGCUGGUGCUUCAGCAGUAAACUUGAUACCUCUGAGUUCGAGAGCAAAAAACUUAAGCGCCUUUUGAAAUUCGAUGAAAUAAAAUCUUUUAUAAGGUAAUUUAGUCUUUCAGCUUUAAUUUGAUAUAUAACUUGCUUUUGUAGCGAAAAUACUCGCGCGACUAGGAUUUUUUUCUUUGGGCACCUCGUUUUCCUUUACCGAGACCUUAAAAUGAUUGGUUUUUUUUCUGCUGUAAACACCGGGUAUAAGAGUUUUAGCUUAAUGGGGGAGUUUUCAUUUCAGGCGUGUUUGUGGGAUAUCACUCAGCCCCUCCGAUCGCUCAAAAGGAGGAUUCUUCUUAGUGACUUAGGUUUUUAGCGGAGCUCUCACGCGCGCAUAGCGCGUGCAGCGGAGCACCGUGGGUAAGCAAAUUUGGUUAUCCCUGUAUCCAAGAAAUUUUGGUUGUGAGAAAAUCGUCCCUCUGUCCGUAUGUACGUCCACCCAUUCAUGUAAAGCGUGGUGAAAUUUCGCGCUUAAAGCACCCGCGCGUUUCGGCAGCACAUCGAAUGGUCACCUGGACGUUUUAAGAGAAAGAAACAACAACAAAGGUCGAGUCUUUCUUUCGACUAAAUUUUAAUGUCUACGUUGCAGGUCAAAAUUAAAUUCAGGUUAAAACCUAGGUUUAACCUCGGUGGAUUCUCAAUUCCUCUGUCUUCUAGUCCUAAUUAUUCAUGGUUUAGGGCUAGGAGACAAAGGAAAUUGAGAAUCAACCUAGGUUAAAAAAUUUUAACCUGUAACAUCUACAUUAAUGUGGGUAACGGAGAAAGAGCUAGAGACAGAGAUCAAAAACAUAGGAGACAAAUUUCGCUAGCAGAGAAAAUGAGAAGUCCUAGCGACCACCAAGGUGAAAAUGAGCGACCGUAAAAAAAAUGCCAACAGGGAUACAUACGACAGUUGAAGAAGUUUCCAGAAGUUUCACUUUGUAGUCGUGCAAAACAAAGGCAAAGAAAUGUACAUUUGCAGCAAGUUCAAGGCGCAAAGUUGUUUUUGCUAAUAAGACCAAUGGAUGUUUUUGUCGACCUCGUUGCCUUCGCCAUUUAGCAAAACACGAUUUUAUGUUUUGUUUGAGAUACUAUAAAUAUUAAACAGAGCUUCGCUUUUAGGCCCUGAGUAAAUGUAUAUAUUAUUAUAUAUAAGUUAAUUGCUUUUAUUAUAAGUUUGUAAAUGGAGGCUUCGCCUUUAGCCCUGGCUAAAUCUACAUAUUAUAGCAAGAUGGUGCUAAUAAUUCUUUAAGAUUUCUUAACCGUCAAAAAGAUGGUACAAUAGAAUUAGAAGGAAAGCCCUUUCAUUCUAUGAUCAUUUUUUGAUGAUGCGACCCACAUCGGGUAGGUUUGGAUUAACAGAUUAUUGUAGUCACAAAUGGAAAUAAUUUCUUCGAAUUUUUUUUUACUCGGUUAAGCAAGUCACUUUUGGAAACGGUAUUUUUUGUAAGCUUAAACAUGGAAGUUUUUAAAUUGAUAAAUUAUCACUGAAAGGAAAUAUUAUUAAAUAAAUAGAUGUGGUUAACGGUCAACCUAUGUCAGCAUUGCCUUUUUUAAAAUUGGCACAGGCUGCAUCAGCUUUUCAGCAUCGAUUAGUGUCUGUGUAAUAGAUUAUGUGCUUGAUUAAAUCAUUAAGUAUUGUAAGCACCUUUUUAUUUACUUCUUAUUAGGUUUACUUGGACAAUGGAGCCCAGGUAAGAAUUAAAAUUCAGUAAAUUGCUUUAUAAGGUGAUAGAAUUAAUUCUACCAAAGGACAUUAGCCAUUCACCCUUUACCAUUGUAUUUUCAAGAUUGAAGAAGCAGUUUAUCAUUGGUGUGCUGUAUUCAUUCAUUUGUGUUUCUAAAGGUCAAUACAAAUUACCUUGUUUGAUUGCUGCAAUCUAAAUUUCUUUAAAUAUCACCAUUGACAAGUGCAGUUAUGUUUCACGUGUAGGACUCACUGCUUUCUCUACCCUUCUUCUUUGUCAGUGUUUCAUUAUUUUCAGUGGAGUGCAGCAGGAAUUCCGCACCUAUGUGCAGGCUAAAUAUCAAUUUCAGGGAUGUCACUAAAAUUUCAAUUUGCCCGGUAAAUACAACAAGUAGGCGGGGAAUAAAACAGCUAGGGGUUUCUUUUGGUUCUAUUUUUCUUCUAUUCCCCGCCUCUUAAUGACAGCCCUGAAUUUAUUGUUGAACAAGGCUAGAUAUGUACAAUUAUCCAGUUUAAGUAUGGUUUUGUUGGCUAAGGUUGAUAAAACCCGCUGAGAAAUGCUGCAAUGCAUAUUUUUCAUAUCAUUUACGCUGUAAAAGCCUGCCCAAUAAUUAGAAUAGUUUACAGUAAAAGCCCGCAAGUAAGAACCUUGGUUUUAAGAAUCUGGUAGGCGAAAAUUUGCCAGUUUGGCCCCCUCUAUGCAAGAACCUGUCUACCCUGAAAUUUGAAACAGGUUCUUAUCCUCUUUAGAGACAUAGAUGCCUUAUCACCCCAACUGCAAUGUUGUGGUAUGCAGAUUUUAUGUAAGGAAUACGACAAAUACCACUAAAUAAUCUUAGAUACAAUAUACUUUUUCAUCAGAAAAUAAGAAACUAUUUAAGAACCUAAAUAGCUUAAAUUUUUGUAAGAACCUCUUUAGGCUAACUUGGGAAAAUGCCGGUUUUUCCUUGCCGGUUUUUACUGUAUGAUUCAUUAAUAGUAUUUCCUAACCUCCAUUUGUAAAAUUAUUACGAAACAUUUGUCCAUUUCUGUCCGAUUUAAAUGCCAAGCAUGUUUCUUCAUAACAAGCAAGUAUUAGUCAAAUGGAAGAUUUGGAAUAUAUAUAUUUUCUAUCUGUGAAUUUACAAUUUAUGUCAAUCGUAAAAUAACACAAAAAUUAUUGGAUGAUGGCAUCAUGCAUAGAGAGCGGUACAGUGACUAGUCGCUGGCGUCACACUUAAUGGUCACCUCCUCACCCACAUCGUAGUAGCGUAGAACAGGGUGGUCCUUCACCAGCCUCUUAAUACUUUCAAUGGCUUUAUCAUACUGUGGCUGCCACAUCAAACUGCAUUAUUGACAGUGAAUCGACAAAGAGGCUCUCUUACAUCUGAGUUAUAGGAAUUUUGCAAGGUAGUUUACAGAAACCAAGAAAAGUGCUGAAAACGUGUAUUCCAUUCGUUUUUGGCAUUUCAAUCACUGCUGUUACUCUCUGAGGAUCUGGGUGGAGUCUGGCCAGUAGCUGUAAGCAGGUGUUCCAUGCUAAGGAUCUUCUUUCGUGCGUAGCUUCAAUUUUUGCUUGUUCAGCUUCAGAUUGCACUUCUAGAAGCUUCUUUCCAGAAUACUAGAAUGGCUUCUGCUUCAGAGUCGCUCCCGCCGUACACAGGAAUGUCAUCAGUAAUCACUUCCACUCCAUGUAGGUCUUCAAGGACUUCAUCCUGCAAUAGUCGGAAUGCCUCUGGUGCUGUGCAUCACGCCAAAAGGCAUAUUAAAAUCCAGCGAUACCUCGCAAAAGGGGUCUAGAAUGUUGUGAGGUAGCUUCUUCUUGUUCAAGUGCAAGGUUAAGAUCCUUAAAGGGCAAUGCACAUCCUCAAUUUUCGUGAUGGUUUUCAUUCAGCCACCAUAUGACUAAUACAAUCAGUGGGUGUAAUGACUUUUUCAAGCACUUGCUUUUGCUCGAGUUAUGCAAUCGUCUGCGUGGUGUUAACAGGUUUAACCCUCUUUUCCACUUUAAUACAGUAUUCACCAGGUAGACAUCUCAUGUCAGAGAAGACAUCGUUGUAGUGUGUGCUAAUGCACUCAAGGUUUAAAGGACCGGACCUGGUGGCACUUGCGCUGCUGUAGGGACUGUUUGUGGUCCUUUUUCCUUUACUUCUUCCUUUUUCCGGUGACUCUGUCACUGCGCUUAACUCUUAGCAAACCAAGUGCUUCCCAAGUUAAGGCUUUUAGGGGCUUUUGAUCCACUUUUCCCACGUGGAACUCAAGAAACCAUCUCUUCCUUGGCGAUAGCAAUACAGCUUUCAGGAUCCCAUGGGAUGCAUGACUGACAUCAUGGUACAGUCGUAGCUUGGAAUCAGAGUUGAGCAGUUUAGGAUCUCCAAAUUUUACAGUACUCAGCAUAUCUAGCUAAUGUGGUUACAUGUGGAGCCACUGUCCAUUUAACCGGAUACACAGCUAGGGUCUUCUCCUUCAAUGCUUUAGUCAAGUGUAGCGAAACACUUUUUUCUUUGAGAUUUCAAUCUUCAUCAGAGUCAUCUAAUGAAGAUUCUUUCAGAUCCAGUUUGAUAACAUUUCCAGACACUUGUUUUUUCUGCAAACCUUAGCAAAGUGAUACAGCUUUCUACAGUUGGAACAAGUACAGUGUAACACCAAAUGCUGGACACUAGCUGUUUCCGUUUUUUGGGGUGUUUUCCACCACAGUAUUUACAGGGACGUGACGUUGUUUCUUUUUUCUCUUCCUUUCUUUUCCUUCUUCUUCUUCUCCUCUUGUUGUGCUUGAUUUAAAUUCUUUUAUUUCACUGCUUGGACACAUCUUUCUAGAGGUCAAUUUUUGUUUUUUUGAAGCAUCCGAGCUUGAACACUUAUCUCAAAUUUUAAGCACCAGUCUAUCUCAAAUCAAGUUGUUCUCGAGAGUGACAAACUUGCAUGUUGAUGCUAGUUGUGGAAGCUUUGUAGUGUACUGUGCAACCAUUUAUCCUUUGCUCUGCUGACAAGUGUUGAAUAUAAAGCGUUCAUAAGUAGCAUUUCUAGUCAGCUCAAAAUGAUCUGGCAAGGCAGUAAAAACGGGACCGAUUUUUGGUUGAUUGCUGUCUGCCAUCUUAAUCUGCUUCAAAACUCGAGAACGCUUCUUUUCCAUAACAGACAACAACAUAGCUACUCGAAUCUCCUGUCUUUUUAUAGCUGGCAGCAACCUUAUAUUUUUCGAAUUGUAAAUGAAAAAAUGUUAGCAGUGCUCAAUAGCUUGUUUCAGAAAGCGUGCCAUUUUUACAACACAACAAAUAUUGUUAUGUUAAUUGAUGAAUACAUUGAGGUCAGGGGCAUGUGGCAUAAUUAUUGUUGUAACACCUGGAAUUGUUCAGGAAUUGACAAAUAUUUUGUAUGAAAAAUUUAAUAAAUUCGAAAUGAUUAAUGAUUUGAUAUUAUUAUAUAGACACGAGUGUUUUACUGGAAAAUAUACCACUCGUAAAAUUUAUAAAAACUACAUCCGUGACCCGAGUGGUUUAUUUUCCAUAAUCUCACACGUGAGUUUAUCGAUGACGUAAUUUCGGUCAUUUCCCUCUAUUAUUUUAUCGAUGUCUUUUUGUCUAUAUAAUAAAAAGAACAUUACACGGCAGCUUGAAGAUAUGAAUUUUAUUUUCGAGUGGCAAAACAAUAUUUUACGAACGAGCGCAGCGAGAGAGUAAAAUAUUGUUUUUGCCACGAGCGCUAUCGCGCUACCGUGUAAUAUUCUCUAUAUAAAUUAAUUAAUGUAAUAUUUGUUUAAUAUCCGUGUAAUAUCCUCUAUAUAAAUUAAUUUUUUUUGCUGACAGAAUAGUCUACUCAGUUCUUGCACCACUUGCCUAUGGUUUCCCAGCAUGUCCUUUAAGCAUCUUUCAAGUCAUUGCAGUAGGUGUAAAAUAAUUUUUGAUCAUGCAUUUUGUAAAUUUUUAUAAUUAGAUCAAAUCACCUCAUGACAAGGGGAUUUCCCAGUGUAUAAUGGAAAACAAGGGACCAUGGCCAGAUUCUUGGGACCUAAGCAUUUCCAGUCCACUAAUAAAGGACCCUUAUGAUGAGAUACGCAUUUCAUACUUUGAAGACGUCAAAAAAUAUUCCCUUUACAGGUAAUAAGAUAAAGGUAUUUUUCAAAUUAAUGUAACCAGAUUUAAAAUUUGCAUAGUCUUGUCUUACGAUGAGUGGGCGAUAAUCAAUGAUCUUUUUCCAAAGGGAUUAUUUUGUUUGAUCCGCCCAUCUGCAUGAGCAUCCAAAAGUCUACAUUUUUGCAGGUUUAUCUGAUUUUCAGUGACCUUGAAAAACACAUAAAGAACGAUGAAUUUCGAGAAUAUCAAAUGUAAACAAAACAUAUUUAUCAAAUGGUUCUAAAUUAUUUGUUUAUAAAAGUUAACCGAAAUAUUUACAAAAACAGCAGAAAGAGCACCUGAAAGCAUGCUUUAUCAAAUCCCUUUGCGCAGCAGUCUGUUAAAACUAUCCACUAGAAACCCUUUGUUGUUCCCUGUUUUGCUCUACACUUCUUAAAGUGUGGAAGUGGAAAAAGUGAGAAAGUAUGGGAUAGUCUGACAAUGUAAGGAUGUUGCACUUUUUUCCACUACAAACCCCUAUUUUGAUUUACACUUGUUGAGGUGUGUAAGUGUGGAACACAAAGUUGGUGUGAUGUGGACGUGUUCUAACACCUUUGUCCAAAAGGAUUACAAACUUGAGUAUGCAAUCCUUUCCAAAAUUAUUGAAUGGUCAGUGGAUAACUUCAGAGAGUAUGACCAUAUCAUGCAACUCUAGGUGCUCUACUUUGACAGCUAUCAGGUGGCAGUGAUAGAUCGCUUAUUAUUACUUAACGAAGGAACGAUAUUAUUAGGAUUCUUAUUUCCAUGCGUGGGUUAGUGUGACAUUAUACACUUAAUGUCAGAUCCCGAGAGAAACAGUUAGUUUUGUUUUCCCGAGAGUCCUAAUGUUUCCCGAGAAGAAGUCGAGGGAAACAUCAGGACUCGAGACACUAGCUGCUGUUUUUCUUCUGGGAACUUCUGAGAUAACUGGAAAAAUCGUUGACCAAGAAUCAACCAAUGGCAGUCCCUGUUUAGUUGAGUGAAAGUCUAGGAAUAUAACAAUUCACAUUGGUUUAUGAGAGAGAGGUGGAGUUACAGUUGCCAUGAAUGUGGUCACUUGAUAACCCAAAAUUGCUCGACCAGUAAAUAUAUACUGGCUUUCAUAUCCAUAAUGCUCCAGGCAAAGCAAGCUCCUUUAAAAAUUAAAUAGAGUAUAGUGGACUGCGACAUGCUUGAGAAUGAUAUGUAAGAGUUUUUAAAUGUUUUUUGGCUCUCUGUUUCUCUUCCUUAAAAUUUAUCUUUGGUUUCAAAUUUCCUUGGAAACAUUAAAUCCCAUCAUGCAAAGAAAAAUAGCAUGUGGCUUACUUAAAGGAGCUGUGUCACGAAAUUUAUCAAAAUUCAAACAGUUGGAACUGCCACCAAACUGAAUGAAACAGUGCUCAACAGAUUACAAGAAGGUAUUAUUAUACUAUUGCCACAGCAAAUACAAAAGGAAGUACGGAUAGAUAAUUGUGGUUUUUGAAAACUUGUUAGUCUAACAGUUUUUCUAAGUUCAUUUUUUUGUAUGUUACCUUUGACAUAUUGCUUGGUCUAUUAGAUUUUUUGUUUAGCAGUAAGCCGCGCUUUUAUAAGUCACAAGUUAUUUCUCGAGUUCAAUAAAUUGGUCGGAGCCUCUUAGCCAUUUGUGCCAUUCGAGCAGAAAGUUCUCGUCCCUCUUGGAAUGCAUUUUAUUCUUUCUUGAAUACAGUUAUUUUUAGUAUAGCUUAACACAAUUAUUUAUCUACCACAGCAUGUUAUUCUAAAUCUUACCAUUCAAAGCAAAAUAACAAUUAUACUGACGCAAUGAUUGUUUUUCUCAUUCAGAGAGGAGAAUAGCAAAACCAAAUUGAAGUAUACAUUCACUCCCAUGCAUGGUGUUGGACAGAGAUUUGCUGAAUUGGCAUUUGAAGCUUUCAACUUACCUCCAUUUGUGUCUGUCAGAGAGCAGGUGACUUCAGUAGCAUCCUCAUUACUUCAUACCGCUCAUCUGAACUGGCAUUUUGAUUGGUCAUUACUGCGUGUGAUAUGAUAGAAUACAGAUACAGAGCUGGGCUGGGUUGUUCAAAGCUGUGUUAAGAUAACCCAGGGCUAGGGCAAAAUUUGAAUUCAGAUAUGAAAGCUUAAAAAGCAAAUCCAGUUUAACCCCAAGUGUAUGACUUGGUAAUUGGAUGCUCUCUAAUAGAGAGAAAAAAGAAAAAAAAGAAAAAAGCUUUUGAACAAAGAAAAAGAAAUCGUUAUUGAAAAUUUAACCGUGGGUUAGUGCCAAUUAGCCAAUUAACUGGGCUCUGACGAAUGACUUCUUAUGCAAUAUGGUAGACAGUUGUUGUAUUUGAAAUUGGAAACAAGGAAAAGCUUGAGAGAAGCUCUUCACUAGUAAGAGAAAAAUUCAUAGGAAAUUUAUAAUUUCUAAGUGUUGACAAACCGCUGAACUUAGAAAAAUCUUUAAACUAUCAUGAAUUUUUAUUUCGAGGUAUUUCACAUAACUAGUAGUAAGAGUAAACAUUAGUUUGUGGUAAUUGAAACAAUUUUAUGGAUAGUGUGCUUAUCAUACCAUUAGCGAUGGACAACAGCAAACCAUGUUUUAUUUUACUUGUUACUCUUUCGUCACGAAUUUUUUCAUGCCUGAGUCUUUUUAACUCUACUGUUUGUAGAUGGUUCCAGACCCUGAGUUUCCAACUGUAAAAUACCCCAAUCCGGAGGAAGGAAAAAGUGCCCUGGUGAGUAGAGAUAAAUUUGUGAUGUUGAACUUUAUAAUAAUGUUGUAAGUUAGUAGAAAAUACUUUGAAAAAAUUAAACACAGCUGUGUGAAUUAUUUUUAUUUUGACUAGCCAGACAGUUUGUCUUGUUGUUACACAUGUGUACAUACCGAGAGAUGUUUACUGAAAAGCCACACCGUAGAUUUUUUUAUGCUAAUGCAUGGUAAUCGAGCCUAAUAAAAUUUGUCGUAUCAGUCCUGGUAAGGCCAUUUUAUGUAAAUUUGUGUAUGCAGGGAGAUGUGCGGGAGAGAUUCAUAAGCAUAUAGCAACCCUAUUUGUGUGAGAAAUUUAGAUGCUGGCCUCUGAUUUUUUUUUUGUGCGCAAUCACAGACAAACAUUCGAAUGAGCCGUGGAACUGGUUUGUUUAGAGUAGCAUCCCAGGGGCUCUGUCGCCCGUUCUUGAAAACAUUCGCCGUCAAUAUUCCUGAUCCAACUGACCGCCCCUGGGUCUCCAAGGAUGGAGAAAUUUAUGCGUGCAGGAAUAUGUUUCGGUGAGAUUCAUUAGCAUAAUUACCCUUUCGCUGAUGUCAUCACGUGAAGAUGAUGGAGCGACCACUUUGUGUGGAGAAAGGUGAGAAGCCUCUGAGCUCGCACACUCAAGCUAAAAGCAACGCUGAGUAAUCAACGAGCCACUGAGAGCAAUACAGAGUAAAGAGCACCUUUGCACUUCUCACAGAAACUCUAAGUAGCGACUCCUGAUUAAUCAAUUAGCAACUAAUAGCAAAGCUGAGUAAUUAAUGAGCCUCUCAGAGCAACACAAUUUAGAACGAUUACCUUUGCGCAUUUCAGACCAACUCUAAGUAAUCAAUGAGCAGCUAAUAGCAACGUAGAAUAAGGUGUUUGGUACGUUUUAUAAGAACAUGUUGCAAUGAGCAUGCGUACUUUCCAAUCUGAACAAGAUUUGUGUUUUUGAGGUGGGGGAAGGAGAAUGUGGAAAAUCGUGCGUAUCUCUGGAAAAUCCUGGCUACGCCCCUGUAAAAGGUUACCAGACACGUCACUUGUCAUUCUCUUUCAUUACCAUUGUUUCUAGCUUUUAUGGGCAUUGUCAUUUGGUACCAGCAUCUUUACAAACAUCUUAAUCUAGUAUGAUCAUAACGUAUUUCAGUGAACAUCGAGAGUCUUUGUGUAGGUGGUACCAGUGUAGCCCUGAUGCCAUCAGUAAAAAAUCUCGGAUCCUGGUUAGAUGGAAACUUGACUAUGGUAACACAUAAAGAAGUCUUUUAAAGCCAUGUCUUUCCAUCUGUGUACAACAUAAGGAAUAUUAGAAAGUACCUUACCAGUGAGGCCACUUAGUCCCUUGCAGAGACCACUUGCAACAGCGGGCUCUUAAAAUACAACUGCUACAUCUAUUGCUAAGAUAAGUACAUACAGAAUUGUGCGGCCUGGUUCGUCUUUUAAACGUCUGCACUGGCUUGCAGUUUCCAGGAUUUAAUACAAAAUAUUGAUCCUAACUUUUAACAAAGGCAAUUUAUGCUGUCGCACCAUCUUAAAAUUAUUUAUAACUUUAUCAAGAUUACCUGUGAUCGUGCAAGGAACUGUUGAUAAAGGUACCAGGCGUAAAGACCAAGAAAACUCUCAGAGAUAAAUCUUCCCAAGUAGCAGCCCCUAGAUCGUGGAAUAAAUUUCCCUCGGAAAUUAAAGCAGUUAGAAGUUAUGAUCUUUUCAAAGGAGUAAUUUAGACGAACUUGUUCAAGAAAGCAUUUGCAUGUUACAGUUAGAUCCUCGGUUAGCAUGACCACUAGCGAAUUGUAGUUUCAGAUGUUAGCCUACAACAGUAAUUGUUAUUCUGUUCUUUCUCGGAUUGCUUUGUUUGUUUGGUUUGUGUAAUUUUUUGUUAUUUACAACUUGUACUCAGGACCUUGCCAUGAAUGCUGCUAACGAGAGUAACUGUACUGUUAUUCUGGCCAACGAUCCUGACUCUGACAGAAUGGCCCUUGCAGAGAAACAACCAAGGUGAGAGGAAAAUUUAACACCUCUACUCUAAGCUUAUUAACAUGCGUCGAGCAAGGCUUCUGUAUCACAUUUAUAUGAAGAAUGACUCAUUUUUGUAUAAGAACACACGGUAUCUAGUAUCUAGAGUGUAGGUCCCAGUUGUUCAAAGGCCGGAUAGUUCUAUCCACCGGCUCAAACACUUUCCUGUAGGUAAGUAGGAGAGAAACUAAUUAUGGUAUCCAGUGAAAAGAGAUUUAUACGCCACCUUUUAGACAACCAGGGACAAUGCCCUUAAGAGCUCCCCAUGCAGUGAACUGUACGAGCCAUAACUUUUUUUGCCAACUGCUUUCAACCGCCUAAUCUGCAGUCGUCAAUGGUAAAGAGAUUUAGAAAUGAGAGAAACUCUUAAAUAAGAGUUGCUUAAAAAGUUAUUUGCGGAUCCAUUAAGUUUCUAAGGAUUUGCAAUUUUUUUAGAUUUGAUACUCUUUAAUAAUGAUUUGUACAAAAAAUGCGAUUUGAAGUAGGUUUUAUGGAUUUGCAAAAUAUUUUCGGAUUGUUCAGUUUCAGUUUAUUGUUUUGCCAUAAGUUGUACAAAAGCAAGGAAAUCUAAUUGUUUAGACUCUCAUGGCGAGGAAGCCCAAGAGAAGCCACCGGGCUUAUAAGGAAUGGGCUCCCUCAGUUAAAUAAUACGAACAAAAUAUUACCAUAACUACACAUGGAAAAAAUCAAUGGCAGAGCUACAGUAAAUCUUAAAAUAUAUUAGAUAGUCGUACUAAUCAUAGGCUAAAAAAGCGAAAUUACAAAAAACAAAAACAAAAAAGGAAUAUUUAUGAUAAGAGGAAUGCUUUCAACUUACAGCAAAAGGAAGCGGUACUUGUUGCAUUUCGAAUUUCAAAAGUAAGAGAGUUAAAACGAAAAGGCGAAGAAAGUGGAAACAUUAUUUGUGGAUCCACUAAUUUUCUUAGGAUUUAGAUUUGUCAAACUUUUCGACAGUGAUUUGAGAAAAAAUAUUGAGAUUUGAAAUACUUUGGGUGGGCUGCAAAAUAUUUUUGGAUUGUCCCUUACUGAUCAAGGGGUCGUUGAAAUCAUUUUCAUGGUUAUCAGACCAAACAUGGACAAAAAAUGAUGGAUAGCCUUAUCCACGGGAAAAAUGCGUCACAUUCCAGUAUAUUAAUAUUAAGAAAACCAAUUGUGUUAUUCAGUGAAGAGUGAUUUAUUUUACUCGGUGGAUAGUUUUAUCCACCUUUUAAACAAAUGUGGCCAGAGUCUUAAAAAACUCAACCACAAACUGGACAAACCGUAUCAACUUUUCAGCUUUUUCAUAAGUGCGAUAGUUUUUUUCUCUUAGCACAUAACAGUAGGAGGAGAAAAUCGUCAGCAAUACCUCUCGGAAAAAACGCUUUAAAAGGAAAGUGAAAAACUAAGUCAAAAGUUCGGUUUAUUAUGUUACUAAGUAGGAAAAAAACGGAACAAAAUGUCAGUCCUGAACUAUUAAUAGCUAAUAGUAACGUUAGUGUGGUAUAAAACACUAGUCUCUGUGCCAAAAGGAACAGUAUAGUACACCUUGCUCCAAAAUGGUAACAAAUUUAGUAAGAGGGCUAAUUAGCAUAAGUAUAAAAGAAAAGUACAAUAAUUCCAUUACAGUGGAAGCUCUCGUAAGUGGACACCCUCGAGACACGAAAAAGGUGUCCGUAACUGGAGAUGGUCGCUUACAGGAAUGUAAAAGUAAUGACAGAGUUUGUAGGGGCGUUGAGAAAUACGAGCUGUCCGCGUACGAGAGUUUCCAUUAGGAGAGCUUCCACUGUAUUUGGGAAUAAAGUAUAUUGAAGUAAGGGAAACGAAUUAAGUAUUUUAAGGUACUAGUUUCAUGUGAGUCCUCAUAGCAACAUGUACUAAUAAAAUCCUCUCUUUUUCAAAUAAACGUGUUGUUGCUGUAUGUCUUAAGUGGACACUGGAAGGUAUUCACUGGAAAUGAGACUGGUUCUUUGUUUGGCUGGUGGGCCUUUACAUGCCACAAGAAACAACACCCGGAGUUAUAUCCAGGUACUGUCGGUCUUAUAUUUUUGUAUUAAAGGGACUGAACACAAAUUUAUUAAUAUAGCUGAGUAAAUCCACCAGCGGGCGAGAUGAAGCGGUUUUCCCGCACUGGAAAUCAGGUGACAGAGGAAGUAAGAAUCGCUAAAUGUAAUAACUACAGAAAUCAUUUUGACGAGGUCAAGGACACCAAGUCCUAUUGGAAACUGGAUUGAGAAUGCCACUGGAGCAAGUACUAUCCGACAGAUUAAUGGCAUUUGCGAAGAGGACAAGAUUCUCCCAUUUUGGAAUAGUUGACAUUCUAAACAUUCAAGCACUUCUCCACAAUUGGCGAAAUAGAAUUGUUAACAUUUGACCAUGAGAGAUGCUCUACUUAUGCUCUUAUAAUUACAGUGCUGCUUGUGUUUUCGCGUUCAAGACUGUUGAAGCUUGUUGCUUCCAAGACUGUUGAAGCUUGUCAAUAAAUUCAUGUUCCUGCCUUUUGAAAAAAAAUAACGAGAAAAACAAAUGCUAAACUGCAAAACAGUCGGUUUUGCAAGGUGCAAAGCGCCGGCGUGAUAUUUUAGCACAAAGCGCAUAUGGGCCUCACACAACCCAUGGGCGUGAGUGGCGUAUUUUUCCCGUCUGUCUCCAGCCUCACUCUCCGUUCUCACCCUCCCUCCAGACCCUUCCAUCCCUUUCACCGCUCGCUCGCGCGCGCGUUGUUAACCUAGGCAAAAAUACGAAUUGUUUUGCAGUGUAAACAAAUGCAAGGACCGCACUAUUUCAUUUUGUAAAAUAUUGGAGACAACUGUGUCUUCCUCAUUUUUAUUGCAUAUUUCCAUAAAAAUCUGGGUAACCGGCACUGAUGGGCAUUCAAAAAAGUCCUCGUUACGGACCUAGGGUUGCAUUAGUUGUGUGCUACUUCAAAACGUAUCAUUAGGAUUAUUUAGGUAACUCUAUUCAAGUUACUGCUGUCAAUGCAUGGCUGUCUUUCCAGCUCAUUAGCUCAUUAGUUUACAUUAUUUUGGCGUUGCACAAGGAUCUGUGCUCGUGCCCACCUUUGUUUCACUGUUGCAAUGAAUUGCUGGACGUUAUUAGUGUCUGAUGGUGAAUUUCGUAUGUAUACUCACGACACUAGGGACCUUAAGCAUCGACGACGAAAUUGACGACGACGACGCUUCGCAACCGAGGCAGACUGGGCCAAGGGUUUAGUUUUCUGCGGGGAAAACGAAGUUUAAGCAGUGCAGUUUCCCAGACAGACGACGACUUUUUCUUUGCGAAGAACUUUGUCUUGCUACAGUCUUGUUAUGGCAUUCAAAGACCGUAAUUUGCAUCUUAUAAGCUUGAUGAUGAUGGUUUAAUCGGCGAUGGCGAAUUUAUCGUUCUUUACGACCUGAAUUAUUCGAUUAUGGAGGCUUUCUCUUCGUCGCACAGCUUUUGUUUUUGUUUUGAAGUUAGUAGUGUAUCCGAUCUCGAACAGCUCUUGACUUGCAGUUACGCUAAAUUUCGGCUGCUGAAGAGAAUUCAGUGGUGCUGCAAUGUUCUUCCAUAUUUAUCCUCUCUUAGGGCUCCUCAUAGCCACAUCAUGUUCCAGAGUCCACUGGAACAUAGUUGCCUUUACUACCGGCUAAAAAAAACAUAGGAAAUUAUUAAAUUUAUUAAUUUUAGUACGAAAAAAUGAACAUUUAUCCUCUAGUACAACCUAGAAUGCACGAGUAAACAUACACCGUAAGGGAACGAACAGCAUCGAAACAAAAAGGUUCCGAAGAUAGCAGAGGAAAGCUUGUCUUUUCGACUGGUUGAUCCGCCCUCACUCAUGUUUUCAAACAAACCGAACCUGUAAAAUAAAUUCAAGUCAGCGGGCGAAGAAAUCGACAAAGUGCUUAACAUUUGGAUUCUGCUAAUCCACAAAGAAUAUAUUUCUACUUGUACUGAAUGACAAGGGGGAAAAAGAGUGAUUUACACGCAAAAAGUAUAGUUUUAUACUUACGUUUUAGCGACGACGGCAAACCUCCCUGAAUUUCGUCGUCGACGAAGGCUGGACGACGUUUUGACAACCUUACGCAUGCCAAGAAGGUUCGCGCAGGAAAAUUUCUCUUCCGGUCGGCGUCGUCGUCCCAUUUCGUCGUCGAUGCUUAAGGUCCCUACUACCAUAUACGUAGCUGGCCCUAAUCCUGACAUGGUAGCUACUUCUCUUAAUUUCUUUUUUGAGAAAACGUACUGACUGCUGUCGAAACAAUUUCUUAACACCAUAUCAAGGCAAGGCGGAGUUUAUGCCGUUAGAACGCGGUACAUUCAUUGGUCCCUUACAGGGACUAAAGUGGGCACCACUAUUAUUGAAAUUGAAAGUGAUAUCAAAAGGUUCAAACAAGUUUCACAGUUGAUCCAGUCUCACGAAAGCUUAAAUUUUCAAGUCUCUACCUGUUAACGCUCGGUUAGACUUUUAUCACAACUAGAUGCCGAAAUGCUUUUACUAGGCUGCCAUAAAACCUAAACUGGACAGAAAUAUUGUAUUGUAAGAAAGCGAGGCGUUUACUAGAACAGACAGCCAACAGCUUAAAACAGGAAGAAAUCCCACUAAACCCAUCACGAUCCAUAGACCCCAUUCAAUAUAUUAUUUAGCCUGUGUACAGAGCUUUCAGUUGACUUGCUCGUUUAUCAAGAGCUUCGCAUUGUUACAAUACUUCAUUUCCAGUACUGUUAUUUUUUUGUUCAACAGGCUCAUCUGUCUAUAUGAUUGCAAGUACAGUAUCUUCAAAAAUGCUUCAAGCUAUGGCCAGGGAGGAAGGAUUUGUGUUUGAGGUAAAAGGGUCAGAUUAAAAAAAAUAAUAUAACAUAGGCAUCAUUGUUUUUUACUUAUGAUGGACUUUUAGUGUAAUCAAAUGCCACUUGGUCAGUCAUCCACCCCAAGUGCAGUAAAUUUCGUCUUUACCGCUUGGAUAUAUAGGUGCUUUCAACAUCACUAAUGAUAUUAUCGUUCAUGGUUAGUACUAGGAGCAGCAUGCUAAAUGCGUCAGUCAUCUCAAAGCGAACACUUUCAAGAAAGUUUGUUUGAAGUACUGAAGAUGGAUUUCUCAAAUACAGCAUAUCUACAGCUUUUGUUUGCCCAUUGCAGUCAAACAGAAAAGCCAUUCUGUAUGUCCUAAAUGUAAACGAAGCUUCUUCCUUCCUAGCUACAACAAAUUAAAUUUCCAUUGAAAAUGAUUGCCAUUUGGGGUCGACAGAACUUAAGUUGUCAGCCUUGGUCUCUCCUGUUUUGGUACAUUUCAACCCUUAACCCUUAUGCACCCACUUACUGAUGUUGUUCUCAGUGCAGUUUUUUCUCAAUUGAUCAAUAGCCUAGGGUACUCUGUUGCGUAUAAGGUACCGUGUGAACUAAAUUGAAGUAUUCUGUGUGGAAAUGUGAUGUUAUGUGCUAUCUCAGACAGGCAGAAUGUGUCAGUACAAUUUUUCUGUUUGAUAUAUUCCUUGAAGCUCCAGGUCUAUUGCGGACAUGCUUAGUGUAGAUGCUGCUGCGUCAGUUACCACAGAAUUGCGCUUGCCUAGUUCUGAUUAACCACACACUUAAGGCUGGGCCCAGAAGGCCUCAAAGUAAUUCGAAACUUAUGUGGUUGAUCAAUCAGAAGGCGGUCAAUCGUCUAUUAGUUCUGUAUCGCUUGUGGUACAUGCACCGUGAUUCCCAAGUCUUUGCAAUCCGAAGUACUUCAUAAUGUCUCACGGUGUUCAUCCUUAGAAAUGGCGUUAUCUAGGAAGGAUUUCGACAUUGUUAGAUAUUUCUCUGUUUAUGUGUUGAAUGUGGGGGAGCCCAUUUUAUAUUCUUGUCAAUGUAGAUGCCCAGGUAUUUGAAGUAGUUCUUUUCUUCAAUUCUGUGUUUAUGAAGCUUAAGCUUAUUUGCUUUUUUGCGAAGGAAAUUGUCAUACAUUGGGUUUUCUUGAAGUUUUGCGGAAAGUUUGUCAACUGGGCAGUAGUUGAGAUGUUUGAAUUCUUCAUAUCAGUUUUUUCAAGGUCCGUAAAGUACUGGAAGAAUGAAAUAAAGUGGUGUCGUCAGAAAAUGUUCUGAUAUCAGCCUUUUCUAAGCAACUGAUUAAGAGUGGCGUACGGUCGUACUUUCUUCACUCCGCGUUAAUUGCUUUAAUUUCAGAGUGAGUUUUGUUUUUCCACUCAAUUUUUGUUAUCGCUAUUUGACUAUGCCUGAAACUCGUACCACGAAGGCUGCUAGCACUCAAGGAGCUGAUUCCGCGGCAUCUGAACUUGUCACAAUGGCGACGCUGAGGGAGUUGUUGAAAGUGCAAGAAAGAAUGUUUAGGAAUUUAUUCGACUCACUGUUGGCCAACGUAAACGCACGGCUAGAUUCCGUCAUCGGCCAAGUCGCAGAAAUCAAAGCUAGACUACAUAUUUCCGAGAAAGACACCAGCGAGUAGAAGGCGAGCCUUGAGUUCUCCCAGAAAGAUAUCAAGGACUUGAAACCACGCUCAACCCGAGUGCAUGAGGUCGAAGAAGAGAUUAAAAAGAUGUGCGGUUCCCUCGAUUACCACACUGAGAAGAUCGAAUAUCUGGAGAACCAAAGUAGGAGUAAUAUUUGAAUAGACGGCAUUCGAGAGGAAGAAGAGGAAACCUGGGACAACACCAAACCAAAGUAAAGGAGAUACUCAAAGAGAAGCUUAACCUCGAUGAAGAACCGGAUAUCGAGCGUGGAAGCAAAAAGAAAAGAUCAUCAGAAGUGCCAGGAGAAUCAGGCCCCUUGGAAUUUUUGUCAAUGAAGACCUGGCACAAGAAAACCUUGACAAGAGGGAAGAGCAGCAUUCUAAGUUUGAAGAAGCGAGAAGAAACGGGAAAAUAGCCUAUUUCAUUUUAGACAGGCUGGUUGUUAAAGACAGAAUUUACCGUCCCAGUGAAGUAGCUGUGUAGUUUUGUGCUUUAGCUUUUCUAUAAUAUUUAUAGUACGUAUUUGUAUACUUAUUGUUUAUAAGCCAUGGCUUCGAUUCCUGAUCACACUUUACCUUUUAAUUCUUUAGACGAUUAUAGUUUUAACGCUGCAAUUUACGCACGUUAACAUGGCCGGUCCGUUAUGAUCCUGAAAGACUUUCCAGCUUAAAUUAUGAUCCUUUAGUUUCAAGUCACAGUCUUUCCCUAACUCGUUCUGACUAUAUAUAUCCUGAUGUUAAUUUCGGCACAGAGGACGUCCACUGUGAGUACUACAUUGAAGACAAAUUUAACGAAAUGUUGAGAAAUGAUAAUUUAUGUGAUGAAGAUUUUUCGCUCCUGCACCUAAAUAUUUGUAGUCUUCAACUUAAUCUAAACAGCCUUUCUAUUCUUUUGAAAUGCUUGAAUUUUAAGUUCUUUUUAAUUGGCGUUUCUGAGACUUAGCUAAACGAUUAUUCCCAUUCAGUAGACAUAGAUGGUUUCAAUUUUAUCCACAAACAUCGCCCAAAUAGAACUUUUGGUGGUGUUGGAUUAUAUAUCUCAGACAAUCUCGAUUUAAAAAUUCGUGCUGACUUGAGUUUUGACGAUAUUGAUAUUGCAGAAUCUUUGUUUAUUGAAAUAUCUAGACCCCAUGGGAAAAAUAUUAUCGGUGGUGUUAUUUACAGGCCACCUAAUCAGAGAGUUGGUGACUUUCUGUCAAAACACAAUGAUCUUUUAGAGAAAAUCCCUAGAGAGAACAAAAUAUGUCUAUUAUGAAUUUAAUUAACUUUCAACAUCACAAAGACACUGGCGAAUUCCUUGAUGGCUUGCACUCGAAUAUGUUUUUUCCCAUGAUAACACGCCCCACCCGAAUAACUUCUUACACCGCAACGUUGCUAGAGAACAUUUUCGCAAACAAUUUUUUUGAUCACUCGAGAAGUGGUUUACUGAUUACUGUUAUCUCUGACCACUUACAUUCACGCUCGUGACCCAGUGGUCGUUUGAGACAAUAAUAAAGAAAACUUAGCGAGUUUUCUCGAAACGCUAAAAGAAAUUAUCAUGACCCCCAAAACGCGUACAGUAGCUUUGUAAAGAAGUAUUCUGAGAAUUAUAAUGUGUGUUUUCUUUAAAAAAAGUAAGUAGAAAGCAGUCCCGUUUAAAUAAGCCGUGGUUAUCCAAUGUGCUUAUCAAGUGUAUUACGAAGAAAAACAGUCUUUAUAAAAAAUAUCUGCGAAAUCCAACAAUGGAUCGUCAAUCAAUUUACAAAAGUUAUAAAAACAAAUUAAAUCAUUCUCUGCGGAUAGCAAAACGUCUAUACAACGAGAAGAAAUGGAAUAACGUUCAAUCGAAUACUCGUGCUGCUUGGAAAGUUUUAAAUGAAAUUCUAAACAGAAGCAAAAGAAAUUCCAACAGAUGCUCAACAUUUAAAGCUGAUGAUCGUGAAAUUAGUGAUCCUGUCGAAAUUGCCAACAAGUUUUGCAGUUAUUUUUCAAGUAUCGGUCUUAAUUUAACAAGGGGUAUACAGUCGUCAGCUUCACUCCGUAGUAUUCUUAAUGGUUCCUUUACACAGUCAAUAUUCUUUAACCCUAUCACCGAAGAUGAGAUCGCUAAAAUUGCGAAAACGCUUCUUCCAGGAACACCUUUUGACCGAGGUGAAUUUUCCGUAGGUAUUCUUCUUGACCUCUCAAAAGCCUUCGACACUGUAAAUCAUGUCAUCCUUUUUGAUAAACUCGAACAUUGCGGUAUUCGUGGCUUAGCGCUGGACUGGAUAAGAAGUUACUUUUCAAACAGAAAGCAAUAUGUUGAAUAUAAUGGCCACCGUUCGUUAAGAAAUGAAAUCUCUUGUGGGGUCCCUCAGGGUUCUAUCGUCGGACCUCUAUUUUUCUUACUGUACAUUAACGACAUCAACAAUGCUUCUAAUCUAUUAAAUCUGACAUUGUUCGCUGACGAUACCAAUGUAUUCAUGUCACAUAAAGAUCAGAACUAUCUUUCAGAUGUGUUAAACUCGGAGAGGGACAAACUGUAAAUCUGGUUUAAAGCGAAAAAGCUUUCUCUAAAUCUUAAAAAGACUAAAUUUAUGGUCUUUAAACCAAGACAAAAGCGUUCAAUUUGUCAUAUUCAAAUUAACAUAGACAAUGAAAAUAUUGUUAACGUAAAGGAGACAAAUGUUCUCGGAGUAAUUUUGGAUGAAAACCUAAAUUGGAAGUCGGAAAUAUCACACGUUGCAAAUAAAGUUGCGAAGUCAAUCAGUAUAAUAUCUAGAUGCAGCUUCUUUCUUCCUAAAUCGUCUCUACGUAUGCUCUACUAUUCCUUAAUUUAUCCUUAUUUUUGCUACUGUAAUAUAGUUUGGGCUUAGACCUAUAAAAGUCACAAAACCUAUCUCCAUCGCCUUGUUAUCCUGCAAAAGCGCAUUAUCAGAAUUACUAAUAAAUCACAUUUCAAUGCUCAUACAGACCCCAUCUUUAAGGACCUCGGUAUGCUAAUGAUAUUCAUUUGCUUCAACUGAACAAUUUAUGCAUUCUUGCAAAAAUUCAUUCUUACCUCCAAGGUUUAAUGACAAUUUCUUCCAAAGCAAUCAAUUCCACUCUCAGAACACAAGACUUUCGCCAGCCUACCGUCUACCGUAUUGUCGUACAAACACUAAGAAUUUCUCGCCCUUUUUCAAGGGCACAUGUUUUUUAAUUCACUCGAUAACGAGGGCAUCAACUCUCAAUCCCUUUCCUCUUUUAAGAAAAAGCUGAAGAUUAAGUUAUUGAGUAAAUAUGAAAACAGUUCAUAAAUCUUCCCAUCUUCGACUUUUCGCUAUCUAUUCUUUAACUGAUGUUAAAGAGCUCUGACCCGUAGUUCGAGGGGGCCUAACCUCUCAUAAGCUGCUAUAGUUUCUGUUAGGUCUCCUCGCCACUUCUUUUUUUCUCUCUUUUCCUUUAUUUUUUGUAAUUAGUGUGUGGCAAAUAAAAUAAAAUAACUGAGCAUGUCAUUUAUACACAUAAACAUUAAUGGUGGGCCAAGAGUAGAAACUUGAAGUACAUUAUAUUGGUCGCCUGUGAACAGGCUCUCUGUUUGGGGAAAGGGUGAAAAAAUCACAAGGAGAGGGAAGGGAAAGGGGGAGAGCUUGUAGGCAAACCUUUGAGGCCGCCAUUCCACCCUCUUGUGGAUCAUGUGUCAGCAAGAUCGUUAUCUGUCACUUGGUUACAUUAGAAUGUAAUCAAUACGGAGCUUAAGCAAUGACGACGACGGCGGCAUCAAGAACGGAUCAAAAGCUAUAGGUUAAAAUUAGCAAAACAAACUUUUCCACGUGCAUCACGCUUUUUUGUACAUUUAUUUGCCGUUGUUGCACGACCACGACGUCAAACUGCCUAAUUUCACGUUUUCUGGAGGACGUGAACACAAGACAACGAUUUCCUAAUUCUUUUUUAAACUUAGAUACAGUCUUUUAGAAUUUAAUUCCAGAAAAAUUCGCCAGAAUUUGCCAAAUUGCACGCCAUGGAAUAAGAGCGAUGAAUUUUGAGACAGCGUGAAUUCACUUUCGCCAUCGUCGUCGUCGUCAUUACUUAAACUGCCUAUUUUCGCGCGUGAGUGAAACAAGAGUGUAAAAAAGGGGUCGGUAGGCAACACCCGAAUUUUACCUCGUGAUAAAAUGCUGCUUGUUCCAAUGAAUUUUUUCCCUGGCGGGUAGCUUAUGCUCUGGAGGGUUCUACGUUUUGACUGAGGUAAUGUGAUUGUUGCCGCUUGUUUCAUGCUGAGAAGUCGUGACAGGCAUAUCGAUUUUUGGCGGUUACAUUGCGGUGACGAUCUGUCAACGCAAAGAUUUUUGAAGUGCGACUUUCACUUAAAAAAGAUUCCCAAAACCUGGAGAACCGGCCAAAUAUCAAACGAGCCGUCGUGCUUGGGUGGGGCUUACCAAUUUUCCAAAUUAGAUUUAACAAAAGAAGCCGCUUUCGGAGACGUGACGACUUGUUAUUCAAAAUGAUAUUGAAGCUCGCUAUCGGCAGGAAUAAAUUAUUCGUGACGCGUAAACCACAAAAAAGCGUAGAUCAUAUAGGGCAUUUACCAUGUCUUGCAUUGCCUCGAUCACAGUUGAUUUUUUGCACAAUAAACACUGGUGCAAUGGUUGUUGAAUACGAAUUCCUGUGGGCCAAACGAUACAGUCCCAAAGCCAGAACUUUCUGCGGUGGGAAACAAUCUCUGAAAUACGAAUUUCCCCUUUCCAGUCUCGGGCCGUAAAAGUACUGUAUCAAAGGCGUCCUUGUUCACCCCUAAUUGCUGCUGAAAGUAUUCUUGUGGAAUUCGUGGAUCAUUGCAGUGCACAUCGAACCAUGAAUUUGCUGGUCGCGUAAUAGGUCACGCGUAUGGAGCGACACGCGUUCUACGCAAACGUCUUCUUCUCCUUAUACAGGCAACGUUCAGAACUAUCAUGUAUUCGUUAACACAUCUCUGAUAGAGCAGAAAAAAGGCAAACAUUUGCUGCUGCUGGAUGCUAAUGAUCAGGAACCGCGAAACGGCAAUUGGGUCUCGAGUGGGUCCAUGUUUAAAGUUGCACAGUUCGCGGGAAAUCUGAAAUCGAUUGAUCAGAUCGAUGGUGGUCUUUUAUAAUGCGACCCAACCGUAUUCAUUUAAUGUUUUUACAUUUCCGUUUGCGGUCUGAAACGUUUGCAAUUUUUGGGCCGUUCAAAUUUUGGUUUUCACUGAAGUGCGACCCGGGACUUAUUGUUCCUGGUAGGCAUUGUGGGAGAGCAUUUUCUUUGACCUCUUUUGAAACUUAAAGUUUUUCAUUGUAACUAAAUAAGGGUCUUAGGUUGUUUAAUUUUCUUCAAAGUGCCCCCUGGAUCUGAAUAACUAAAAGUGAUUUUCUUUUGUCCGUGAAUGUGGUAGUUUCCUGCUGGGCCCAGCUCGUUAGUGUUGUUUGCAGGAUGUGGAAUUCUCAUGGAUAAAGAUUUGCAGAUCCAAAUUUUGAAGAAUAGAUUGCAGCUUUAACAGAAGUUACAUGAAAUAUGGAGAAUUGCGUUGUGACUUAUUCAAGAUUGCUCUUUAAACAAUGAUUUUCAAACUCCGACUUGCCUUUUUAAAGUUAAUGUAAGUCUGGACUGGCGUGCGUAGUUCCUCCCGUGUUAAUAACUUUUUCGUAAGCUUAACAGUCUUGCGACUGUUCUGUUAUUGCCACUUUGUGAUCAGGCAAGACCAUUGUUUCGGUUCUCCACGCGAACUUCAUGACGAUUGGAAUAUGAGGGAAAUCCUUUACUGAAUCGCCCAACGCUUUUUCGAAAACUUCAUAAGUCAAUCCGCCCGAAGACACCAUGUUAAAGAUUAGAAGACCUGUUUACGAGCGAUUAAUUUAAAUCGCGUGCUACGUGCCGACCAAAAAGGCGAUGUCAAUCAAACCUGUCAACAGUUAGUGUUCUCGCCAAUAAGAGCUUGCAUCAGCUUGCAUCAGCGGGUGCCGCGGAACGGCGUUCUCAAAGGUUUGUCUACAGGCUCUUCCCCUUUUCCUCUCCUCUCGCGAUUUUUUCACCCUUUCCUCAAAUAGAGAGCCUGCUCACAGGCUACCACAUUGGACGUUGAGUGGGUUUGAUUUAACAUUUUCAACUUCCACAUAAUGUGUUCUGUUUUCAAGAUAGCUUUUUGAACCAUAGGAGAGGAACAGAGCGAAUUCCAUGUCUGUUUAAUAUCUGUAGUAGUAUCUGAAGUUUGACAGUAUCAAAGGCUUCCGAUAGGUCGAGAAAGAUACUGCAUACAGUUUCAUUACGGUCAAUUUUUAUUUUAAGAUUGUCUGUGACUGAAAAAAUUGCUUGCUGGGUAGAAUAAUUUAUUUUUCUGAAGCCAAAUUGCUGCUUAAAUAGAAUGUUUUCCUUUACAAGGAAAUUAUGUAGCUGAUUGUAAACCAGUCUUUGAAGGAUUUUAGCAAAUAAAACACAGCAACAAGAGGGUAAUUACCAGGGUCUGUCACUGCAGCAGUCUUAUAAGAUAGGGUAACCUUGGAUCGAGAUUUGAAAACAUCAGGGACAAUACCUGAUUCAACUGAUGCAUUAAACAAGUUUAUGAGGGGAAUGGAAAGUGGAUUGCUGGCAAUCGAAAUUAUUAAAAUAGUCUGGGAUAUCCGUGUUAGCUUUGUGCCUAUCAAGGUCAGAAAGUGCUUAUUCAACUUGCACGGAAUUCAACCGGAAGAAAAAAAAAACAGAACUUUACUGGGAGGAAAGUGUCAGGUUUUACUCUUGAGCAAGAGAUCAUAAUCCUAUUAUGAUCUCUUGUCUUGAGUGAAUUGUGAAUUUAUGAAAACGAACAUGAUGUUCGCAGUAGAAUGAAUAACCUAAGCGGUUGAAAAAGAACCUGAAAAAAUUCAGGCUUGACCGGGAAUCGAACCCUGACCUUUGUGAUGACUGGCCGUAACGCUCUAUCAAUUGAGCUAAUCAAUCAUGUCUUUAUCCGCAGGUCAAAAUAUGAUUCAUGUGAUAUAUUUCAAUUAAUAUCAUGCUUGUUAGUGUACGAGUCUUUCUAUUGUUGUUUACCCUGGCCGGGCAAUUUUUUUUUUCACCCCACUUCAAGAUGGCUGCCACUUACCGUUGUCGACUGGUAACCAGUAUCGUCACACGAUUUAGUACUGGAAUCCCCCAGAAGAAUUUGCUUUUGCUUCCUGUAAAAAUGCCUCUUUAGUAGGCCUUAAACUCGUUCAAACUGGCCUCUUCUUGCCCCAGUUUUGACCCUUAGAUUCGAAAAAGUGUCGAUCGUUUAAGCGUUGAUAUUGAAAGUCUAAAUUUUAUGAGAAAUGGCAAGGUGAAGAAGUCGUGCCGCGAGCAGUUCUUUUGAGGGAAAGCUUGACUUCGAGAUUUUUUCUCAGGCGCCGUGGUAUGAGAAGUUAUAAUUCUAUUCAUCUUUGGGCUCGAGUUGCUAGAUCAUAGACGUUUCAAUGGUAUAGUGUGCCCUUUGGGUUACCUGAUUAUGAUGGCGCCAAUUAACUUCCAUGUGUUUUUUAGUUUUUUCUUAUUUACUUCAAAUUGCUGCUUCUAGUAAUAAUACUAAUGAAAUCUUCGAAUUCUUUGAAAGUGGUAAAAGUAGAUUUGUAACAUAACAAAAAGUUAGCCUGUGAACAGGUGAACAGGCUCUCUGUCCCAAACAGAGAACCUCACUUCACAGGCUAAACAAAAGUAAAGCGCAUGCUCUGAUUGGUCAGGUAGCCUUCUACCAUUUGCUUAUUGGCAGCAAAUCUCCUUUUCUGUUCGGUCUCCUGUGCGACAAAUUGCCUUGGAGAAGUUCAUCAUUGUUUUCUUCGCGGCGGAGAGCUCAGAAGAACAAUCGAGUGAGCAAGUUUUUUUAAGGAUUUAAGCCCGAAAUGUUUAAGGUACAUUUUGUAUGUUUAUGUCGUGGAGAAAAUCUGUUUUGAAAUGGAAAUGCAUCAAUAAGCAUUUUCUUAAUGACUUUUCAGUCAUGUUGGUGUUAAAUUCAAGUAAAAAUUUCAAAAGGCAACGCGCUCAAAUGCGAGACAGCUUUGUUUUGUAGCUUUGAUCAAUUAAAAAUUUUAGUUGAGAGUACGGAUUAGCUUACAUGACGCUGGAAUUUUAGUGCGAAUUUCAUUUGAGUACAGAAAAAUUGUGGUUUUGAAUUAAAUUUUUCAAAAAACAACUUCUCUGUUAAUUAUUUUGUUUAUGUUCAUUCAUAACAGUAGUUCAACGAUUGAUGGUAAGACAACUAUUUCACAGCUUCUACAUUGCUUACGCGUCGCUUUAGCGCCGACCGUGUCGGCGAAGUUUUGCACUUUUGACUUUCAUCUUGAUAUUCCCGGGCAAAUCACGAUGCGAAGCUAACGGUUAUUCCAAAGGAAAUACAGUCGCUGUUUUCUUAUUUCUGCUCUAGGUUUACUGAUUAAAUUGUCACUCAAUUGCGCCUUAUCACUUUUCGUCGCAUAGUUUUUGAGUUAGUGUUUAUAGUUACAGCUCAGCAUAGUUUUCCCUCAAAGAGAGGACGGUUAAUUCAUUGAAAGGAAAACUCAAAGGCAAGUUUUUGAAUGGCAUGAUGACAGCAUACAUGAACUCGUUUGCAGUUCCAAUGACCAACUCAACCAAAGGCGAAUGGAAAUGUUUUCUCUUUUGAUUAUGUUAAGAGAGAAAUGGUUGCACGCUGCACGUUUACAAUUUGUUAAGUCUGUGAUCUUACUGAUCUUACCGUUGUUUGUCCAAAGAAAUUUGUAUUGAUUAUCCAUCUUGAAUUCAUUCAUCCUUCCAAACAGUUCACUUCGGCACUGGGUCAGGGAUUCAUUAAUAGCGGAGCCCCACGCGCGUGCGAAGCGUGCGCAAGAGGAGCCCUAUACCUAAAGGAAACUGGAAACCUAUUGGUGCUAGAAAAUUUGGUUAUGACGUCAGCGUACGCCCGUACGUUCGUACGGACUGUGGGCGAGGUAGCGGGAUGGGGGUGGGGCUGGAGUGACUGGCAAUUUCUUAGGCGCAAAAUAAAAUUGGGCAAUCUGCGUUUUUCUUGGCGCGAAUUUUGACAAUGAAUUGAGCUCGAUAGCGCGACGAGUUUUCUGCAAAGCUAAGUUUCCAUUUCAGUUGAGAAAAGUCAGCAGGGUAGGGAAGGGAGUCCCAGACAUUGACGUUGCUUUUCGUUUUGGCGCAAAAUUAACCAUUUUAGGGGCAACCAACGGAGUUUGUCGAGUAAAAAUCUAAAUUGAAGAUUCUUGUGUUUGACUUACGACAAAAUUGUCGGAAAUAAAUUUCUAAGGCUUUACUUCUUGCUUGGUCACGCUUUUGUUCACGCUUUUGUUUUGUUAGAAAAUUGUUUGCCGACAUUUCAGUUAAGUUUUAAAAUUAUCGUGCUCUUGUACUGUGGCCACAAACUGAAAUACAACUGGUGUCUUCUUUUUCGGAUUUUCAAAACUGAAUUGUUUAUUUGGUUUUUCGUCGAGGAAAGUGUCACAUCGCAAUGGGAUUCGUCGAUGGCUCCGUUUCUGACAGUCGUGCAGGCUCUUACGGUGGACUACAGGAAAAAUCUUUCAGUGAACAUUUGAAAUUUUUAACUAUCCUUGUUCUUCCACUGCCGCCACAAAAUGAAAUAUAGCUGCUAUCAAGAUUCUUCUUUUAUUCGAAACUGGUUUGUAUAUGUGGUUUGAGGAGUUCUUCGCCACGGAAUAGACGUUGUCGUGGUUUCGAAAGCCAUCUUGACGAGUAUGCAACCUCCAUGAGAAAUUACAGUGCCGGUUUGUAUCAGAACCGAAUUUCGAAUAAUUUCCGGAAAACAGCUGAUCUGAAAAAAAAUGUGAAUUGUAAACUAAAGCUACACAGCAAAGUAUUAUACCAACAAGGUUUUGGGACCGUAUCUGUUCUUAAAUUUCUCCAGACGCUUGUGUUAUGUAAAUGAAACCUCUCUUGCUUCUUAAACUUUAAGUUACUAAGCAGGUCAAAUACGUGCGGGAGUUAAACCAGGAUUUCGUUUGUCUCCUAUGAAAAACUAAGGCUAGGAAACAAAGGAAAUUCAUAAUGCAUGAAUAUAAAUACUGGUUUAACUGUACUUCUUUUUACUAUUUUCCUGUUAAAUUAACACUUCCUUGUUUUCUGGUUCAUGUUUCUUUUAACCAUUGUUUCUUUUUUCUUGUAGGAAACUCUGACCGGUUUUAAGUGGAUGGGUAACCUCGCAAGUGAACUGAUGGCUCAAGGAAAGACAGUCCUUUUUUCAUUUGAAGAAGCAAUAGGUGCUUUAAUUUAUCUGUAAUUGCGCCAAACUCUGGAAUGACUAACUUGUUAUAAUUACACAGUGUUUCAUUGUUGACUCUUUUACGUCGAGAUUACUAAAAAACUUUUCUCUAGUGUUUAUAAUAAUUAGAUUAGUUAUUUAUAGCAGCUGUGAUUUUCGUAGUCUGUUCUUCUGUAUGUAUGUAUGUAUGUAUGUAUGUAUGUGUGUGUUUAUGUAUGUACGUACGUACGUACACCUACGUACGUACGUAUGUAUGUAUGUAUGCCCGCCAAUGGAUGUAUACUUUUGUUGAUUUUUUAACCUCACUUACAAAAAUCCGUUUUAAAGGCUUCAUGUAUGGCACUAAUGUACUUGACAAAGAUGGGAUUAGUGCUGCAGUAGUCAUGGCAGAGAUGGCUGCAUAUCUCAGUCGUCAAGGAAUUACCUUAACAGAACAACUAAAUAACUUAUACAAGAGGUAUGCAUCUCCAGUCUAACUCUCGUAUCGUAUAUUGGACUUGAAAGAAACUUUGUUAUUGAAAAUUUUCUCAAAUUUUGCGAGCCUUCUAAGGAGUCAUGCCUACAAGGGAAAACAACUAUUUCUCUCUUCUCCAUGGGAUAAAAACCAAAGUGCCCUAAACCUUCACGCUCACUGAUUAAGCUAAAGUGAGCUCUCUGUUCGAAAACCAUUUUCCAAGUUAAGUAGCUCAGAGAGACACUGAUUGUGGUUUAGUACAAUAAGAAGCAAGUAAUAGAUGACCAUCGUAUCGAGGUUUCAAUAUCAGUAAAUGAUGUAUCAGCUUGUGGCUGUUGUGUAACAUUAAAUUCAGCAGUUGUGAAGUUUGACGUCUGAUAUGGGCUUAAGCAUAGGUUAAAGCGAAUAGUUAUUUACCUCCACUUCAGUAAAUAAUUCAGUGAGAGUAACAUUACAUUGCUUUAAAUUAAAAACAAAUACGUUAGAAACUAACGAUGGUUAGUUAUAAUCAGGUGUGAACCAGUGAAUACGUUUGAUUUUUAGGUACGGCAUCCAUGUGUCCAACAACUCUUAUUAUCUCUGUUAUUGUCCAUCGACAAUAAAGAAAAUAUUUGAACGCAUCAGGACUCUGGAGAAUGGUCAGGUCAGUGAAUACAAUGUAAACCUAUCCUUCCCUGUCAUAAUUUCACGUUUUUUAAAGUGACUUUCUCUUUAUGAAAACAAAACACUGACAAAAUCUGAGGUGAACAGCAAGUACUGUCAUAAGUUUGCGUAGAUAAUAAGUCUGUUACCUAACAACUUAAUUGCCUUGUAGAAGUUGUUUUUAAUGUUAUUUUUGGCCAUUGGAUUAAUAGUUCGCGAAAUUAGGCUACAGGGGCCACAGGCGGCCCAGACGUAGUGUUUGUCAAUAACGUGGAAAAAAUGGGAUGAGUCGUCGAAACCCCCAAGAACUAAAAUAGUCCAAAAGUCAAAAUAUAACAAAACAAAGCGCAGAUACCUUCAACUGAACGUCUCCUUGUCUUUCCUGGCCGGUUAAAGUGGCAUUUUGUCGAGUUUUGCAAUCGUAGAUACUAUCCACUAAAGAAGAAUUAAAGGCUGGCUACAAAGAAAACUGACUAUCUCCACGCGCCUCCACUCGAACCGCUAUAAAUUUGACAGUAAUCUACGAAUCCGCUCCAAAUUGCCAUGGGCUAAUCUGCAGGUAACGUGUACUCCAGCUUCUUGCUCGAUGGCUCUAUAAAACGCAUCGCAACUGCACGAUAAUCGUUCGUUCAUCAACAAACACUGUUGACCUUUCCGCUCUGCCAUGACUGCAAACGGGCAGGAUUAAUACGCGACGUGAAUAUUCAAGCUUAGCGACCGCGUCCACGCGACAAUGCGGCACUUGCUAUGGGAGGGGUGAUACUAUUGCUUCUAGGUCAAUCAACACUGAGGGAGGCACCGCUGCGUUAGUUUUGACCAGAAAAACAAAAGGCGAUCGCGCGAACGUCCGUAAACAGUUUUCAACAGGGCGGCCCUGGUUUUCAAGUCCGAAUUCUUCCAACGUUCGCUGUUAGAGCUGCUGUCACAUUGUUCGACAAGCCGCUUGCCUACGUUCUCGACUCUACUGGACCUAUUUGCUUGGAUUAAUUUAAUAAACAGUUCUUUCCAGAACUACGUCUUACUCCACAAUAUGUUGUCCAAACUGGCGAGGGAGGACGAGGAUUUUCCGCCUAGGAAAAAGGCAAAAUCUGGCCUCGGCUCUGCAGCUGAGUGGAAGAUACAGCUGAAGAUAUCGUAACAACAAAGCCAGACCUAAUCAACCGUAAAGGUGUUCUACCUUUGGGAAUUCUGAUCAUUGCCUAAUAUAUGCAACUCUUAAUCUCGAGCACAAACGGCCGCCGCCAAAAGUGAUAAGUGUAAGAAACUAUAAACAAUUUCAGGUUGAUCAGUUUCGGGCUGAUAUUACAGCUGCGCCUUUUCACGUUGCUCGGGUAUUUAAGGAUAAGGAUGAUGUUCUCUGGGCAUGGAACAAGUUAUUCAAAGAUAUUUGUAACUUACAUGCACCUACAAAGCGCGUCAAGAUCCGGAGUCAAUCUUCUCCUUGGAUAAAUAAUGACAUCAGACGAAAGAUGAACUUAAGGUAUAAGCUGUUUAAAAGAGCUGUUAGCACUAAAGAUCAAGAAAUCUAUGCAAGAUACAAGAAAGUUAGAAAUGAGAUUACAUCUGAGAUAAGAAACGCGAAGGCGCAGUUCUUCUAUUGGACGAGCCAAUAGAAAUUUUCCACACCAGAGCGAUCGCAUCGGUUGUUCAGCGCCCUCUGUGACUGAUAUCACCAUCUGCGAAGAUUCGGUCCGACGUAAAUUAAAAGCCAUUAACCCAAAUAAAUCUGCCGGUCCUGAUGACAUUGCACCUAAAUUAUUAAAACUAGCUGAGCCUGCCAUUGUCUCUCCCUGGACUGGUCUAUUCUCAUUCUGUGCUCACCUCGGAGAAACGUUUACUGACUGGAAGAAAGCUCGUCUGAUCCCGGUGUAUAAAAAAGAUGAUGAAGUUGACACAAAUAACUAUAGACCAAUAUCGCUUCUUAGUGUUCCAAGCAAGAUAAUGGAAUCUUGUGUAUCAGAAUCUGUCGUUCGACAUGUUUUCCAAAAUAACCUGGUUACAGAUAAACAGUAGGCUUACCAUGAGGGGCACUCUACUGAACUAUUGCUUGUAUACCUGUCAGAAAUCUGGAGAACAGCUAUUGAUGCCGAUAAAGUGGUUGCUGUGGCGUUUGUUGACUUCAGAAAAGCUUUUGACUGUGUAUCUCGUGCUAUCCUACUGCACAAGUUGAAUUUUCAAUUUGGAGUUCAAGGUUCUCUUCUAUCAUGGCUGACAGACUACCUAACUGAUCGAACUCAAUUCUCGGUACUAAACGGCCAGCACUCAAUUGUGCUAAACGUCACUUGCGGGAUUCCCCAAGGAUCAGUACUUGGCCCAACGUUGUUUGCCUUGUACACCAAUGACCUACCAAGUGCUGUUACCUCUGGCUCUGUCUUUAUGUACGCAGAUAACACCACCGUUUAUUGCAUCGGGGACACUGUUGAUAACACAGUCGCUUCUUUGAAUAAAGCUUUAUCGGAAUUGAACAGUUGUUGCCUAGAGAACUCUUUAACCCCUCACUCGGCAAAGUGUGAAGCUAUGCUGUUGAUGAGAAAACUGCACAUCGGGACGCUAAAUUCUGUGACUAUUGGAGAGGAUCGGAUCGAGUGGGUGAAACACUCUCGUCUUUUGGGCGUUACUAUCGAUGAGAGGCUUUCCUGGUCACGUCACCUUACAGAUGUAAAAAAGAAUUUCGUAAACAAACUGAACCUCCUGAAAAGGAGUUCGUUCUUGAUCAGAAACGCCCUAUUGGACUUGUACUUCAAGAUAAUAUUACCAUCAGUUCUAUAUGGACUAGUCGUUUGGGGCGGUUGCCCUAAUGCAGAGCUUCUACAUUCUCUGGAAGUACUUCACCGUAGGACAGCCAGAAUUAUAUACAACUUGCCCCGAAAUAUGCCUACUGAGGAAUCUUACCGACAUUCGAACUGGAAUACUUUAAGCCUCUAUUAUAAACUUCGAUUAAUUAAACUACCCCAUAGCGUGUUUAUAGGUGAAGCACCUACGGCUCUUUCAUACUUGACAAAUAAACCUUGCACUGCAUACAACUUCAGAAGGAGUAAUAACAUAAUCGUCCCGCGUUUUAACUCGCAGUUUCGUAAAAACUCUAUUAGCUAUAGAGGAGCUAUUCUUUGGAACGCUGUCUCGAGUCAUUUUCAGACCAGUUUACUGUUUUUUUAUCGCAGAAUAAUUAAGGAACUUGAUUUUAGCGCACAGUCGGUCCAGUCGCUGCCCAGGCACUACCAAGAUUUUAAAUGCUUUAUAACUAUUUUUAUGUUUUAAAUGCUGUAGUCAAUUUACUUAGAGGCAACUAAUGUAAAUUCAUUUUAACCUUGUAUUUUUUUUAAUUUAUUUAAAUUUAUUUCUUUAUUUAUUUUUUGGUUAGAAUCUUACUGUAAAUUUUUAAAGUUUUAAUUGUAGUUGUAUUUUGUAAGUGAUGGUUUUCUUAUUUUUUAUACAGUUUUAUCCAUUUGUAAUCAUUUUUACACGACCCCACAAGCUUUGAGCUUUAAACCAUAUCGUGUUUAAAUAAAGGAUAUGUAUGUAGGUAGGUAGGUAAAAUUUAUGUGCGCGAUAUCUUUUUUUUAUUAUUAUUUGCAAAACUGAGAGGCACCCAAUGACGGUUUCCCCUUAAAUGCAUUGAAAACGCUUUUAAGGCAGUCCAGACUACUGUAGAUCUGUAAAAAUGCCUUCUAAGCGGCGCUAAUACAUAGAUUUACUCAGGAGGGCUAACAGCGAAGCUCUCGCUAAUUGCCAAAGAGCAGCCUUGCGAAGACGCGAGGCUGCGAGGCGACAGCCUGAUAGAGCCGUGCGCGAUUAUUCCAGGGGCAGAAUCGAUGUAACAUAGAGUAAUGUAAGGCAACCACGACGUAAUGCAGAACAGAGAAUGCAUUGUUUUCGAGCAAACACCUGAUACAGAUCAGAGAAUCCACGAGCCGUGUGCGUGUUUGUGAGUCUCGUGCUCGUCCCGUCUUUAACCAAUCGUCGGGUGGAUCAUGUCCAUCCUACGCGAUAUCUGUCGCAUUUGCCCGCUGGAAUCUUUUAUCGCAUGCCGCUAGGGAAAAUAAUAACGCAGCGAAAUUUUUUUCUUUGAAGCAAAAUAAUUCGGAAGGCUUGAUUGGCCCACCAUAUUUUUUCAGCUUUAAAAAGAGACCAAAUAGAAGUGUGUACGUUGAAUGUUCGCGGACUUAAAUAUGAUUUUUCGAGCAUUUUAAGUUUGCUUAUGUGACUACUAAAUUUUACGCAAAAUGACUUCUCCGCAACUUCGGACAAAAACACGAACUUCAAUAUCUCCAGAAUUUGCGGGAUUUCAAUUUUUUUAUGCAGUAGAACAGUUUAGUUCACUAUUUUCAAAAGACAAAUUAAAGCAACGGGCACACAUACACAACACCCAUGACCCGCCUUCCCCGCGCAUGUCGUGGGAGAACUGCCGUGCGGUUCCCAGCCAACAGCUCCCACAUGUGUUGUGUGGAGCUGACACUUAAAGGACUCGCCUCGGCAGAAAAGGGUCUGUUAAACACAGGUUUUCGCCGGUCAUUGAUCGACGGCUAUGCCAUGCUGGUGACCCCCAGUAAGGGCGAAACAGCUGUCCGUGGCUACAACAGUGCGCGCAUAUAGGUAAAAUCUUUGCUCGUUGGCACUUAGCGAUAGCUAUAACUAGUAUUUAUAGUUUGCUCAUACUAAAUAUAAAAUCGUGUAGUGCUAAGCGGAGAAGGCAGCCAGAUAGGGGCACCCAACGACGGUUUCCUUAUAUACAUUGAAAACACUUUUUUAGCUAUUCAUUAAGUACUUUUAGCUCUAUAGAAAUGCAUUCUAAGCGGAACUAUAAAAUUGGUAUCCGUUCGGCCAUUCUAGGGGAACUUGAGUCUUUUCGAAAUUACGAGGAAUUCAGAAUUAUUUUCUCGAAAAAUUUUAGAUGCAAUUUAACGUAUUACGAAGGAGAUAAUUUUUCUGAUUCCUUCUUUCAUCACUUUUUUGUAUCCGAAAAUUUUAGGUUUCCUUUUUAUCUACGAAAAAUAGCCUAACCCGGGGAGUGAAAUGUGAAAAAUUAAACUUCAGAAAAUCGUAGGGAACUUAUUAGCAUGAUUAGAUGAGCUUCGAAAAAUGACAUGAAUGGAAUGGUCAUCUAGAAAUUUUUAGCCAACUAAAGGGAAAUUCUAGGCAAAUUGCUUCUCCUAACAGAUACGGUAAAACGCCGCGAAGAAGGACCUAGAUUUUUUGAAGUUUGGCAAAAUAGAUUCUUAUAGUUUGGAGUACUUAUUGGAAGUUUAAGCUAAAUAGGUUCUUAAUUAGGUUCUUAAUUUUUAUGAAGGAUACUGUUGUUGAUUACAAGAAAUUGCUAUAAAUGGUAUUUGUCCCGGCUUCAUUAUAGGCAUUUAUUUACCAAAACUCUAACAAAACUAGGUUAACAGCUAGAAAAUAUGCAGUUUUCAACAAUGGUCGUAUACAUUACCCUGUGUAUGUAAUGUAUGGAAUAAAGAGGGAAGAUGUUUCGAGGGGAACUAAGUGGGCACUAUUAAUUUUAAAAGACGCCCUCGUUGCGUAAACUCCCUAAUUUGGUAUCAGGCCCCAAGGAGAUCACCUUGACGUUAUGUUGACUGCAUGUUUUAUUUCAGUAUCCUAGUUCAUGUGGCUCGUAUAAGAUUUCUGGUAUCAGAGAUUUGACGGUUGGAUUUGACAGUACCAAGCCUGAUAACAAACCGGUAAGUGGCUAACAAUAGGGCAGUGUAACCUUUGUGUUCUCUUUGUUACACUGAUUAAUCUCUGGUAAUUUUGGUGCUGACGCGAGGUGUGGGGAUUUCAUUUAAACGGCAGCCAUUUUUACCGGAAGUGAAAGGAUGAAUCACCGGAAGUUGACUUGCUUUGCCUCACAGUAACUUUUAAGUUCAAAAAUCUGUUCACAAAGAGGCUGUGUUAUUGAAAUAAUGCAGAUAGCAUUUAUAGAAUUGGAUAAUUUUAGCGUUUAACGUUAACUCCGUUUUAGACCGGAAAUGCUACACACUUUUGCCGGAAAUUACCCGUGAAAGGAAUGAUGCCAAAAAAUUAAACAGGUGACUACUUCAAAGCUAUGAACGUUGAAAUAGUAAAAAAAAAUUGAAAAUAGACAUAGCUAUUGUUUAAGAACCGUAAUUUAUGUUUCAAGGUUACUAAUUUUUAUGUCCGCAUCGAAAGAAUUAAUCAGCACGUCGAGCCCCUCUCACAACGUAGAGAGCCGGUCCGGAGUGGCGGUUCUUGCUACUUUUAGAAUUAAAUUCUGUUAAGUUUACUUAACAUAAACCAAAACUUGAAAUGCCCGAUGUUAGGGGUGACCAGUGUCAAAUCAACCACGGUGACCUGAAUUAAAUUACCCAUGAUACAAAAGGUCUGAUAUUCACACUUGUUCCGCCAUUCAUUUUUCCUUUGUGGGGUUAGACUUGCAUUUUUUAAAAGGCAAGAAAUAGUCAGAAGGACCACAGGCAGAUAGGAGUGAGCCAGAAAGAUUAGGAAAUGUAGUUCAGAGUUUAAACAACACAUUUGAUUGUCACUAUAUGCCCUGUAAGUAAUGUUAUGCGGUAGAUCCCCACUAAUAAUCAAAAAAAAUUGUCCGACCUAGCGGGAGAUAAGUAAGUGGGUUUUGGUAUUGCAUUUUAAGUAAGCUGAGAAACGUUUCCAAAAUGGUAUAGAUGUUUUUCAUUUUUUUAAAUUGAGUCAUUUUGGUGCAAUUUCAACAUCUAACACACUAUAGCUUAAACAAAUUUUUGUCAGCCUGGUAAGUUCACCCAUUUCCACAUUUUUCUUCUGAAAACAACCUGCCAUUAUAAAUGUAAUGGUCACUAUAGGGAAGUUUCUGUUAGCUAUUGGAAAAUGGCCAGGAAAAAUUAAUAGUUUGGUAAAGGAUAUUGGUUUUAGUUCGAGUUAACCGAUUGUGAGUCAAAAUAUACAAUACAAUCAAAUCCAGUGAAAUAAGUAUUUGCUCAAGUUAACCAAAUUAACCAUGUUUGAGGGGCUCGCACUGGGUACUUGUUGUGUUUUUAUUUUAGUCAGCUCGAUUUGUACCAGUCAAGAAUUGCAACGUAAAAAUAUGUACUGAGUACCGGAUAUACAUUAUUGUACUUUAUCUUGACAUCAGAAACUUGAAUUAUUCCUAAAGAAGUGCUGAAAAGUGUCAGUAGCCCCGGAGAUAAACAGGCAACACCCGUGCUAUCGCUAAGACCGACUGGAAUGAAUGUGCCAUUUGAAUUGUCAUCAAAACAAAGUAGAGCCUUAACGGCGUCCUGGUCUACGGGUUAGGGGUGGAGACGUAUGACAUUUCAGACUAGCUACAAGGCCUUGGCUGGGAAUAUAGCAAAGUUGAGGGAUCUCGAUUGCAUGCCUAUACAGAUAGAUUUUAAGCCGCUAGAUGAACGUGAUGGAUUAGAGAAUACGUUCGUAAGAUGCAAAAAAAAACACGCUGGCACAAAAGUUGCUGUGAUCUCUUCAAUUCUACGAAGUUGAAACAGGGAGAAAAAAGACUUGCGCGCGUGAACAGCCGGUUGGUGGAAAGUAUACACGUUCAGCUCCACCUGCAUCUCUCAACAAUAGCGGUACAUGCGUUUUUGUGGAGAGUAUUCUACACAUAAUAACCCUCUUCACAAUGUUUGAACAUUUGGUUCGGUUUGGCUUGGGUUUGGUUUGGCUGAUACCCGUGUCAGGAAGUGUGCGACUGUAUUGCAGGAUAAAAAGGUUUUGGCGAAGUUAAGCGCGGGUGACCUGGUAGCUCUGGAGGCUAAAUAUUCCGCCCCUUGUUUAGCAAGGCUGAGAGAGUCAAAGAGAAAGGCGAAGAAGACAGGUCAAGCCCUCGAUGACCGGAGGGCAUCGCGCUCGCGGAGUUGGAUUCCUUUAUUGAAGAGUUACGCAUGGUCAGUACUCUAGAGCUGCCAGUUUUUAGAUUUGCCGAACUUGUUAAUAAGUAUACGUUUUCUACACGUUUUCUAAAAAAAGACCGCAUUCUUUUCCAAAUUCCAGCCUUCGAAGAUCACAAACAAGGACGUGAUGUCUUUUUGGCCUUCUAAAAAGAUUUUGCCAACGCGCUGCAGAAAACUCACAAGGAAGACAGUGAUGAAGAAGCGUUGCACCUUGCCAAAGCCGCAAGCAUUAUACGCAAAGAAAUGUAAACACAGAAAUACACAUUUGACGGGUAUUUUGAAGCGAACUGCCAGGCGAAUUCCGUUCCACCAUCACUGGUAUCUCUCGUCAACAUUCUUUAUGGUCCUAACAUUGAAAUGCAAGCAGGCACUUUGACUAAGUCUCAAGCUGGUCUUACCAACAGUUGCUACAGUACAACAGCCGUAGUAGUGGAGACGUUAAGCGGGAGCGAAGAAAUAAAUCUCGCUUACGCUGUACUGCCCUCUGCACCUGCGCGGAUGAUUGUGAUUAUACAUGAUUGCUAAUCAAGCUCUACGUGGCUGCAUUUUUUAUUUUUAUUUUCUAAGAAAACAAAUAGAGUUACGGUACUUUUCCUGUGAAAGAUGAAUAAGUUACGAUUUUUUUGCUCACGCAUCUUCAUAAUCUGCCGAGAUUCAAAUUUAGCCAUUCAGAGAAUGGAACUAUGCUUUUUGAAAACUACUUCCGGUUUGAAAAUUUCACUUCCGGUUUUAAAUGAUGGCUAUUCUGAAUGCCGGAAAUAUCUCGAUAACCCAAAAUAUUUCACGAUGGCUCCAUAUCCACAUUUAAUAGGCACAGGUUUCAUGCUUUUAACCAAAAAGUUAUGCACAUAUCCGCCCCACAGGUUCUGUUUUCCAGGUUUCAGGAAUUUUUUUUGUUUGGAGACCAUGAAAGGUUUCAUUUUUUAACAGGCAAAAAAAAAAAGUCGCGGAGUAACCUUUCGUAAACGGUCCAUGCGUGCUAAUAUCCGACCCCCAAAACUGUAUUGAACUGUCUUUUUUGCCUGUUUCGUAUCAGGUAAACUUUUUUGUUCAUGGCUUUUACAUCUGCUAAAGGCAGAAUUAGGAUCGUUUGUAAACUGUUCGGCGGGAAACUGAUCGGCUUACACAAUAGUAUGGCUCUGCGACUUCUGCACCAGGAAUAAGUAUUAGGAGACGUGCGGUAUGGCGCAAACACGUGCAUAUCACGGCUCCGUUGCAACGGUCUUAUUUCUACUCUUACAAUUUUUUCACUGUUUUCUACUUGGUCCUGGCCUUCUUGGAAGAGAAUAUAAUGAUCUUAAUGUAUUAUCGGAUUCUGAAAUCGAGCAAACGAGACCAGUGUGUAUGUUUCUGAUGUCAUCCAUUGCUGCAAAUCGCCGCCAUCUUGUAAAUAGGUGUCAUACGAAGUACACCAAGUCAAGAUUUCACUACUACAGCAACAGCGUCGCAAGCUUCAACUUUGAACUACUUCGUCUAAGUGGAGACAUUAUUCCUAAUCCAGGACAGGAAAGUUACACCGUUUGUAGAAAAGUGGUGGCUAAAAAUCACAGGGCAGUGAGUUGCAGCUCCUGCUCUCAACGAAUUCAUAUCAAGUGCGGUGGAAUCUCACCUAAAGAGUAGAAGCGAUUACAGGCUUCUGGAAACGGUAGUUGGAUAUGUCCUCCCUGCUUGGACGAGAUAAAACAACUACCUUUUGCUGACGUUAGCGAAAUUGAUACCAGCCACAGGUCUUGCAGUGACACAGAGCAGACUCUGAGUGAGAACGAAGACCACAACAACACUUGGACGAGUUUUGACACUUUAGUUAAAACGCAUCGGAGAAACGUUAAGAUCGGUCAUAUCAAUGCCAACAGCACAGCCGGCUUUAAAUUCCACGAGAAAGAAGUUGGAACGCUCUUUUCUAGUGUUAAGUGAUUGACAGGCUGUUAGGAGGGCAAGACGAUUUAUUUUAAAGUACAGUCGAACCCCCGGGAGUCGAACCUCUUUAAUACGGACACCGAAGGGACAGAGCGAAGUGUCCGUAUUAGAGACGUGUCCUUAUAAAAGAGGUCACUACGAUGACGUCACUUUUAUGACUCCGCUUACAGUUUUAACUGUUCAAUAGCUAAAACCAGGCUUAUGCUCGUCUUUAAACUACAUUUAAAUUUAUAAACACUGAAAGACACUGUCGUUCAGUAGCAUACAACAUUGUACAUAUCAGCUACAAAUCAAGCACAGUCGUAGGCAAAUCAUUGUUUUAAAACAAAACGUGCUACAGCGCAAUGCUUCAUGUUUUUAUAUUGUAACUUAAAGCACAAUUGUGAAAGCGCCUUUCGCUAUUUUGCAAGUGCAGUAACAAUAACUAGAAUAUAAAAUGUAAUAGAAAACAUCAUUAUGCUGUCUGUAGUUAUUCAAGCCUUUAAAAAGUCGUUUAUGUUCCUAUGUAUACCUUUCGCAAGUCGUUGUUUGAUAUACAGCGACUGGGCUUUCGAAAUCACGUUGCAUAGCUCAUCAGCCAGACGGGAUUCACCCUGUGUAGAUUCACCUGUUUGGGGUUGGGGAUUUACCUGAUCACUGCAGUGUCCGUAAUAAAGAGGUUAAGUUUAUCUGAAUUUAUUCUCUGGGGCCGGGAUUUAGUGUCCUUUGUCCGUAUUAGAGAGAGUCCGUAAUAUAUAACAGUUAUUCACCGAAGUGGAGGUGGCUAGUAUUGGUAUAUUUACCGAGGCCGCGAAGCGGCGAGGUAAAUUUCCACUACUAGCCACCGACACUGAGGUGAAUAAUUGUUUAAGUAUAUACUAAAACAGUGAGAUAAUUGAGCACAAAAUGAUGAUUUCUAACUCAUUUACUGUUGCCAACGAUUACAAUUUUGGCGCGCGAUGACCGAACGGCCGCGGUCGUCGCUUUUUCUUAGCGACAAAUAAAACUUUUGAAGGCGUUUGUUUAGCUCUUGCGGGGAAGUUUCUUCAAAAGGAGUUGUGAAUUCUGUUUGUAUUUAAAAUAAUUCUGUAAAAAAGAUUAUUAAAUUUAGUUUUAAGCUUAUUUAUGAACAAGUCAACUAAAUAAAGUAAACCAAGACUUAAGCUUAAUUUGCAUUUGUAAACAAAAAACUUUUUCACCGGUUUUAUCGAUAACUAUUCAAGUCAAAAAGACAAAGCUUUACCUGUUAAAACUUUCAAACCGAACUUCGUCACCUUCUUCAUAUAUUUCGGAAAUAGCUUUCUUUGAUUAGUUGUGAAAUUUCUUAGUUUGUUACGGCAGCAAACCGGGAAAGCAUUUUGCUCGCAACCCACGCCAGUUUGGCGUCGCUCGCUCGUAGGAACUGGAGGUGAAUCAGUAAAUAAUGCAGGAUAUUCACUGAUUGAGUAGCCAAUCCGAGCGCCCGAAAAACACUAUCCACUGUUUUAGUAUAUAUUAAAUAGAUUUAGCCAGGGCUAAAAGCGAAGCUCCUAUUAACUCGAAUUUAUAAUUUAAAUCAAACAAUAAACUUGUAUUCCACAAUUCGUUACGUUUAGAGCACAUUCAUGUGACUUUUGAGGGAAAGGUUAAGUGAUUUUAGAGAAAAAUAAUUUGCAAACGGUCCAAGCGAAGAGUGAACUUAAUCUUACAUCCAGUUGAUAGCCUUAUAUGUACACCCAAAAAAUAGCAAUCAUCUUUGGUUUCAUUUAAGAGCGAUAGAGGCUCUUGAUCACAGUAGAUUAGGCCUGGAAAACAAAUCAGGCCGAAUUUUUUGCGUUCGACAAGUUUACUUUACAAAAUCUUGCCAAUAAGUCUGGGACGUGUAAACCAUCCUUUUAUACUUUUUAUACAUCACAUCUGAGGUGAAACAGUACCAUAUUGCACUCAUUCAAUAUUCAGGACGAUCGAAGCACGCGUGGGCUUUUAGCGAAACCGUUAAAAAAAUUUCCAAAAUCAGCUAUACGGCUAGCCGGUUCUCACUUUUGACAAGCGCCAAAGUCGACAGUUUAAAUUAAGAUUGAAAGAGUUGUACGCUUCAACAUAAUAAAGAAUUUGUUAUGUUUAUUUUUUAUUUAAUGGUUUUAUAACGAUGUGUAAUCUUCCAAAGCGUUUCAUACGCGCGGCAUUUUGACUACUGCAUGCAAGCGAUGAAAACAAACGGUACAGCGAUUAAAAUUGUAUCAGAGACUACUAACAAUCAAUAAAAGGAAAAUAAUUCGGUGAAACAUAUACAGAGACAACAAUUUUCAUUCACGAAGACAAGUAUUAAAGUGUCUCUGAAAAUCCUUGUUUAUGUUUUAAGCCGGCUUCCCGGUGUUUGCUUUUUUCAAAGAUGAACUCGAGGCAAGAAAAUCGCUCAAAGCUUUCUUUUACAGCCAGAAUUAUAAUUAAAUAUUCUUUGGAACGUUUUCUUUCUAUUUGCGGUGAGAAAAUGUCUAAAGUCUUUUUAAAGUUCUAUAAGCUUAUGACAACCAACGUAUUUCUCAACCAAAAAACCCAGCAAACAAACUAUGAAUAACAGAAGACUCUUGAUAGCAGCUGAAUUUCAUUUUGUACAUUCAGUGGAAAAAGACAGUUAAAAACAUCACAAGUUGAUACAAAACUCUGUCAGCUUUAGUUUCAAGAUGCUGCAUAAAUUUUCCGCAUGAACUCACCUAUCAAAUUUUGACCUACCCUCGGAGACCCAGGGGGAGGUAGUGGGGGCAGGAGAAAGUCUAAACGGGCGGGAAAAUAUGGCACGAAGAAAAAGUAAAGAACCUUCUCGCCGUUCUUUACUUUUCUUCGUGCCAUAUUUUCCCUCCCGUUUAGACUUUCUCUUGCCCCCACUAUCUGCCCCUGGGUCUCCGAGGAUGAUUUUGACCAAUCGGAGCAUAAAAAUUUGGACGUAGAGCAUGACCAACGCGUGACCUUGGUGAGAAAAGUCAAAAGCAACUGGCAUGUCUUCCCUGCCUGUAAAAACUGGCUGAAUUUUAGCUUCCGAGGUCAGUUUAAAAUCAAAAAUCAGUUUAAACUUGAGCCUGCGAUCAUUUGAAAACUAGUAACUUGUCACCGGAUAACUUUAAAAAAAUAAUAGACCUCGAUGGGUCGACACCUGAGCCCGCGAUACGGUCAGGUAAUACUGGUCAGCGGAUAUCCUGUUUUGGCAGCUGUCAAUUGAUCACAACAUUGAUUAACCUGAGAUCAGGCGUUUUUUUUGUGCUUCUUUGCUUCUUUGGCUCGAGAGGAAAAAAAAAUAACGCCUGAUACAUUUAUUUAACAAGCAGUCAACCGCCCCCUAAUUUACAUAAUUUAACGUCUGCUUGACCUGUCAUGUUAUCAGCCAAUAAGCGUUUACCAUACGGGAAUCAAAUUUUGGCGCGAAUAAUGUCUCUUUUGAAAUCAAUUUUAGGGAAAAGAAAUUUUUUAAAUACGUCCAUGUUCAGAUGGCGCUUCCUAAAAAAAAUUUUAAUGUGUUGUUUUUGUGAUGAAAUACUGCUAGCUGGAGCUGUCGUACCUUUAUUUAACAGCUACAAAUAAUAAAGAAUUUACUGGUUAAAGCUCGUUGACUUCGUUUUGUGCCGAAAGUAGAGAAAAAAAUUAGGCUGAAGCACCAUAUUUCACGAACUGAAAGGUGUUGCGGAAGAUCGCUCAGAAUAAUUCGCAGCAUGAUUUCUGAAGGAGGAAUUACAGUCAAACCAGGUCAAGAUUCCAUUCAUGAAUUGAUUAUUUGAAAAGUGAACCUGUUUGUCGCUUCUGUAACUUGUAGCCGGUAUCAAAUUGCAUUCAAAUGAUCGGUGAAGUUUUGACUGCAACUGUUUUAGUAUACGAUGAGAUGGAAAAUAUUUCAAUGGAUGAAACUUCUAUUUACGCAUUCUUCAAAUUGAAGAAAACUGAGCGGGCAGAAAUUUCAUAACGAACUCGCGUGUGUAUUCACUGCUCAUUACGCAAGCAAAAAUGCAGACUGAAAUCAACAACAACUAACGGAUGGCGGCAUUUUGGCCAAUGGGAACAGCGCAAAUCAUCCGUAUUGUUUCCUAUCCAAUCAGAAAAAAGUCCAGAUUCUGGCUUUUUUACAUGUGAUCCGACAAAGAAAUAUAUCAUGCCCUCUUCCCAGAGAGACAUAAAGGGAUAAUAGGGAGAGGACAUGAUCUCAGGCUAAACAUUGAUGUGCAAUAUGUGUGAAUAUCAGUCUUCCUGUGCUCCCAAACUGGCUAGAAAGUGUGAGAUUGAACAUUGGUUACCCUGUGGUGCGGACGGACGGGCGGGCGGGCGGUGUACGGUCACGUGAUUACCAAAUUUUCUUGGAUGGAUAGAUUUACUUUGCCAUGGUGCUCCGCAGGCGCGCUUCGCGCGCCAGAGCUCCGCUAUUAUAGAGGGCUUUUCAAAGAAAAUAUAUGAGAAUUUUGUCCGGACAUUGGAAACUGUCCCUAAUGGAGAGGUGUCCGUACCUACAUUUUCAUCAGCUGAGGCUUAUAGUGUAACUGUAAUGCUUGCUCUUUGCUUCUUCAGUUCUUUAUUCUGACUUAUACCUCAGUUCGCUGUUUGACUUUCUCAGUUUUUCACUGCGUCGUUCUCCAUCAUGAUGCUCCUCAUUUUCUUUUUCUUUCCUUUCCCUCUUCGUUAAAUUACAGACUUCUUUUACUUUUAUAGUCUGUCCUUUUAACUUAACUGAUUAUAGUGGUUUUCCUUAUUAACAUGGAGUUAACUCAAAAGAUAGAUAUUAACUAUAAGAGGAAACCAAUAUCAAGUUGGUGACAAUAUGUCCGAGCAAUAAAGUGCUUAUUCAUCUGAUUUCAGAGUAAUAAACAAUUGCUAUAUUAAGGUAUGAGCAGUCCAUCUCUCCAAUAAUAAAGACCAGUUAAUUAAAUGAUAGUUUAUCUUAUAAGGUGGCAUAUUUAAGUAAUAUGGCCGUUUCUAGAACCUAAAAACCGCCAAAGUGGCGCAUUUAGUCUACCAUGACUAAAGGCUUGGGUAACCAAUGGCCAAACGACCUUUAAAAUGGCAGCGACUGUUUAUGUAAGGGAAGUAGGUCACGGUGUCGUAAAGAAAUCAGCCGCAUUGACAAGCACCUCAUAACCACAAAGGACAAUACACCUGGCGAAAACCUAAAUAUUACAAUUGUGUUACUGUUUGUGUUUAUCCAUAUUAGGUUCUUCCCGUCAGCAAGUCAAGCCAGAUGAUCACAUUCUAUUUCGAGAAUGGGUGCGUUGCCACCCUUCGGACAAGUGGAACUGAACCUAAGAUUAAAUAUUACACGGAGUUGGCAUGCAAACCAGGAGACAAGUAAGUUCAUUGUACAGUCGACUUAAUAAUUUAAUCAGAGAAAUAUAUGUAAAUAAAGUAAUAGUAGUAAAGGGUAUACUAUUAAAGAAAACUGUGAUCUAAGGAAGAGGAAACUUUAUCUAAAUAAGGAGUUCAGGUAAGAACUUGUAAUGGCGGUUGCAUCAACAGACCAUAUACCUCCUCAGUCUUCAAAACCUUUAGCAGUAACUUUUGAAUCUGUGACCAUUUCACUUGUCAGUCCGAGAAUCUUGUCUAUGGCAUAUCCUGCCGCAGAUGCCCACUUCUUUACAUUGGUGAAACUGGAACAAACCUUAGGAGUCGCUUCAGCGAACAUCUGCGAAGUAUAAGCAACAACACUCCUGGGUUUCCUGUGGCCCAACAUUUCAACUCCACUGGCCACAGUAUUUCUGAUGUCCAGGUGCGUGGUGUUGCAUUACGCAGUGGUACUGACAUUCAACGAAAACAAUGUGAGAUGCGGUUGAUUUUUCAACUAGGCACCGUACAGCCGAAAGGACUGAAUAUCAGACUCCGCAGCCACCCAAGCUGUAUGGACUACCAAAACUACACAAACCCAACAUACCUAUGGGGCCCAUGGUUUCUUUCUGUGGGUCCCCGACCCACCAACUGUCUAAAUACUUAACUAACGUACUGAAACCUCUCACUGACGAAUCUAGACAUAAACUACAGUCUACUGAGAACUUUAUUGUCGCCAUUAAGACAAUACAGAUACCGGACGACCACAAACUAGUGUCCUUUGACGUGAAAUCAUUGUUCACCAGUAUUCCACUUCAACUGGCUCUAGACUGUACUGAGAACGCUAUUAAGAACUCUACUGUUGAACUACCACUACCUUCAGACGACAUUAUGGACUUACUCAACCUAUGUUUGACUUCGACGUACUGUCAGUACAGCGGCAAACACUACAAACAGUUACACGGUACGGCUAUGGGCGCUUUCGUUUCUGUUGUUGUAGCAGAAAUUUUCAUGCAAAACAUCGAGGAC